Podarcis lilfordi (Lilford's wall lizard) is the source of this 85917-nucleotide messenger RNA. The record is from the annotation of a GenBank genome assembly. Lineage: Eukaryota; Metazoa; Chordata; Lepidosauria; Squamata; Lacertidae.
CUUUACUUCCACCCAAAUCUCCGUCUGCGGCUUUUCUUUAAUGCGAAACGUAUUUCUAGCACCGCUAAAAAUACAUUGAUUUUACAUGCACCAAACCAAUCCCUGCCCAUAUCAGCUCGCAGUUUUUCUUUUCUUUUCAUUUCUUUUCCUGGGCCAGCCUCGUCUAUGCAACAGCGAAGGAGCGCGAAGGCGGGGCAGCUCGGAACUACAAGCCGCCUGAAGACCAUUGUGGGCGUGGCUAGAAAGAGCGGGACGAAGGGAGGGUGGCUGAGCAAGAGAAACAGAGGCCGCCGAUUGAUGGGCAGAGCGCGAGAGGGGAGGAAAAACACAACACCCAAGAGGGAAUAGGUGGGGCUGGCCGUCGUUCUGGUGCCUGCGAUUGGCCGAGGGUCAAAACCGGGGGCGGGGCUGCAGGCGGAGGCCGGGACGCGGGGAGGGGGGCUGGAGCCGCGCUGACGGCCUUGGCCAGGGAAUUUCAAUUUCGAAUGAGGCUGAGGGAGGCGGUGGCGCAGCGGCCAGACGGGGAAGCGAGAGGCAGGAGGAGGAGGAAGCCAGCCGAGGAGGUAGGAAAGCCCUGCAGGCGCCGCCGGCAAAGUUGGUGCGGGACGUAGCAGCGCUGGGUUGUUUUUGGCGGGCUUCGCUGUCGUAACCGAGAGCGAGUGAGGCGGCGCUGGGGAGCCGCCGCCGCCGCUUCCCUUCCUCUCCUCGGCUGCGAGCGAGCGAAAGGGACGCGGAGGGAGCCUGAGGGGGAAGUAGGCGAAGCGCAGCAGCUGCUGUCUUGACGGAGCCGGGUCCCCCUUCCCCCGUUUUCUCCUCAUAGACACUCGGCCUGGCUUUUGCUCUGCCCCCCCCCCACCCCCGAGCCGCCCUUCUCCCGGCCGCCGUUUGGCUUUCAGUUCCGGCGGAGUUGCUCCCCGGGGGGCGGCCGGCAGGGAGGCGGCGACGACGGCGCGGGUUCCUGCUCUUCCCGCUCCGCCGCCUCCUCUCAGCCCCUGGUGAUGUGGGGCUCCAGCUGGAGUCGCCUCGCGGUUGGAGUAGGUGGGGGGGGGAUUUUGGGGGGGGGUGUUUCAAGCCUCCUGUGCCUGCAGCCCCGGUAGGGAGGAGAGGCGGCGGCGAAGACGACGACGAUAGCGCGGGUGGGGGGAAGAGCAGCUCUGAGGCGAAGAUGCACGUCCGCUGGGGCUGCCGCCGCCGCCGCCUUCCUCCUGGGGAAAUCCGCUGCCCUCCCUCAGCGCGAGGGGAAGGGACUGUGGCGCUGAGGAGGGAGCAGGAUGCAAAAGCAAAGCAGGGAAACGGCGCUGCACCGCGUGUUCCUGCCCCUCUCCAAAGCGUGGGGUGUGUGCAGCGUGGGGCAUCCUGCCUAGCGGGGCGGGAGAGGGAAGCCCUCUUUCCCUCCGCAGGUUUUUAAUCCCAGCAGCGGCUUUCUCCUUUCUGCCGAGGGUUCAGCUGAGCCGCCCCCCUCCCCCGGGAAGCCGUCAGUCUCCACCUUUUGUUCAAAUUUCCCUCGUUUACAUUCCCUCCCACGCGCGCGCCACGACGCGGGAAUGUGAUCCGCGUGGGGGCGGGAAUGAGCGCCAGGCUCUGGGAUGCCGAUUCCUGGCCGAGAGUCCCGACGUAUUCGCUGUCCUGGAAGCCCCCUGCAGGCCGCCGGGACUGUUGUGACCUGCGUCGUAACGCGAUGUGUUUAUGUGUAGCCUCGUCUCCCGUGUUUGCGGUGAUUGGUGGGCGGGGAGCCCUGGCCCAUUUAGUGGGAAGAACUAAAGCUCUUGCCGGUGGGUGAUAGCUUUAUCGGCACCAACUAAAAAGUCACAGCGUACUGAUUUUGGUAUACCGAGAAAGGUUAUUCAGAGCAAAUGGGAUGCGAAGCGAAGUAGCGAGUGGGGUGGGGAAAGUGGACAUGAUGAAAAAGCUUAAAAUGGACGCAGGAGGUAUUAUGCAGACUUAAUUAGAUUAGAAUGUGGUAGGUUGCAAAUGGGUUGCAUUAAAGCAGUGGUGUCCAAACUUUUUUCAAAGAGGGCCAGAUUUGAUGAAGUGAGGGCCAACCAAGUUGUUGAGCUUUUAUUAGGGUUGAAGUUGUUGAGUUUUUUACCCCAGGAAAUAAACUGCCACAGGGGCUGGAUUAAACCGACCCGCGGGCCGGAUUAGGCCCCCCAAAACGAUCUUUUGACAUGCUUGCAUUGAAGCCCGUUUAUCCCUAUUCCCUUUUGAAAACACCACAAAUGUCAUGGUUACUCAAAGCUGUUCUAAAGACAGUAUGUUCAUUGAUCACUUGAAGCAAAAUAGGGUGGAGUUAGGGUGUAUGCCCCCCUCAAGUAUUAUCUUUAUAUGAUAGAAACACUCCUCACACCUCCUUCAGUUUUAAGAUUGCUGGAUGGCUAAAUUUGGUAUUCCUCAAUAUACACAUACACAUAUUGUGUUGGCCCAUUAUGACAAAUCCAAAAGCUGUAAUAGGGCUUUUACAAUAGGGCUGUGACAAUACUUGUUCAUGUAAACAGUACCAUUCCAUUCAGCAAUAGUAAGUUACCAUCUAAUUCUAGAGGUGGAGUGGUAAAGUUUUCUCUGUUGUACAUUUGAGGAAGAAGUCCACUUCAUCUCCCACAAACUGGAAAUGCUAAAAGGCUGUUUAUAAAAUACUAUUAACCUCUGCUCACCAUAACUCAAGUGCCCAUGUGCUUUUUAGAAUAUGAUUUGGCAACUAUGGAAAGAAUUCAUUUCCACUUGUCUUAAGUGUCUGCCUAGCAUAGCAUAGCCAUAUUCUCUUUUUUAAAAAUAUUGGUCAUGAUAAGCUAAAAAAUAUGGAUGUGAUUUUGACAUUUUGUUUUGUUUUGUUAGGUCUUUGAGGCUAGGAUGCUCCAACAUGUGAGGGGUAAUUUUGGAUAAAGAGUUUGAGAUAAGAGUUGCAUGUGGAUUUGUUAAACUUGUAGCUUUGCUGGUGAUCUGGAUAGUAUGAUCUGUAAGUAAGAAGCUUUGUUUGGAGCAUGACAACGAAAGUGAGGCAGUUCUAAAGAGGCUAGUGCCACCUUCUAGAGAGGAUGGUGGGAAAAUGAAUGUAACCUACUGGCAAGGAGUGCACUGUUACUUCUCUUUCUUGCCAUCACCUGCUUAUUACCUAGAUCAGAAGCUGAGUGAUUCCACUGACUUAUGAAGUCUACUGGGAGUAGGAGACUGCUAGUUAAAGUCUGCUGCUUGACAUUUCUAUUUGAUCCCUCUCCUAGUUUCUCACGCAGUUUAGCCCAGUAGUGUAGCUCAAGUGGUUCAAGCAGUGGUGUGUGUGUGUAACUAACAGCCUUUGGGUGUGUUUGGGAAGCAGUACAGAAAUCAAAUUGAGCAGUGUGUUUAUUAAAAGCUGGAGGAGGAACCGUAAGUAGGUGAAAUCAAAAGGAAAACAAUAAAUAAUAUUUUUGUAUUUAAUCCUAUACUGUAUUAGGAAAACCUAACAUAGCAAAACUUAUUCUUAUGGUCAUCUUUGCCCUGGGUAACCUCUGAAGUUGGUGGGAAGGCAAGGAAGAAAGUAUGUGGGCACUUUUUAUGCAAUUUGAUUGUGGUGAUAAUGAUUAACAGCUAGACUAAGGAAGGAGGGACUUAGUCAAGGAUGCUGGAGGUGACUAACACUCAUUUCCCUCUAGAAGGUGAGACGUGGGAUAGAGAUGACUGCCAGACAUCACAAUGCUGGUGCUUUAGAUAUUUGACAGGCAUAUGAAGUCUGCUAUUCUGGUCAACUCCAUGGAAGGAGUUGGGCGGGCUGUGAGAGGGGCCUGUAGAAAAGAUGAUCUUAAAGAAUUUCUGUGGGCAAAGUGCACUGCAGUUAAGAGGUGAAGCUUUUGCCCAGGAGGAGCGAAUGGUAUUUCAUUUCAGAAGGUGGGCUUCUGAGAACCAUGGACAGAACUAGUGUCCCACCCCCUUUCCAUCACAGUUUUCUACCCCACAUUUAUCUGCUGGUUCAUGCUCUGUGGAAUAGUCACUCUUGCUUAUAAGUGCCUGAAGUUUCUGUUGUGGGUGUCUAGUAGAAUGGUUUUUGGGUGAAUAUCUCUGUAUAUAGGCAUUAUGUGUUUAAAGGUGGAUACCAUAAAUCAGGCUCUCCAAAUAAUUUUGUACUACAACUUCCACCAUUCCCAGCCAGCAUUCCCAUGCUAAUGGAUGAAGGGUGUUGUAAGGCACAAACCUGAAGAUACCACAUUGGCUUUCUCUGCCAGAAAUUAAGCUACAUUUUCUGAUCUUGAAAAAUUAAGUUCUCUUAUAAAUCAAUAUAGAUAAGGUUUGAUAGGAGAUAGCCUGUUUCCCUAGCUUCCUAGUGUCAGCAAUACCACACUUCAGUUACUGUGCCAUAUAUUAUUUUAGUUUUUUCAUUUCAUUUACACUUGUAUACCACCUCCCUUCUGUCAUGGAACGCAAGGCACCUUACAUGUUGUUCCCAUCUGGUCAUCCAUCCAGGCGUUGGCCUGGCCUAGAUCUAUUGAUCAUUAGUCACCAUGCAUUUCUGGGUAAUAGUAGUUGUUUUGUGUCCAUGUUCUUAUUGCUCACACAUUAAAAAAGUACAGAAUAAACUAUAUUUGCCUUUGCUUGGUCUUGUUCAUCUGUGUGUUUUCACUUUGCAGUUUUUGAGUUUGAUCAGUGUGGGUAAUAUCUUCUGGAAUGAAUUGGUAUGCCCUGGAAAAAAGGUCGAAGUCUUAGCAUAAACAUUUCCAAAAUUGCUUUGGGUGGGUCUGGAAAAGUUGUUAAUUGUCAGGGGCAUUAUUCAGUGGAUGGUCAUGACAGUCGUACCAAAAUGUACACAUGCAUUGCAGCAUUGCUGUUCACAUUGCUAGGAGCUGUUUUCCCUUUUUUCAGGUAUAUCUUGGAGCACUGUAGAAACCUGCAAAACUAGUGUGACCAGAGAAUAUGUGGAACAGAAAAAGGGACGUGUAGUUCAGAGAAUGACAGUUUUACAAUUAUGUCCCUAAUUAUUUUAAAAGUUAUUGACUGCAUUCAUAAGAGUAGUACGUGUGUGCGCGCCCAUGUGCUAAUGAUAAAUUGUGUGUUAAUAUAUAUCAUAGAAAGGAAAUUGAGUUUCUGAUUGUGACUUUGAACUAACUUCUAUGGUAUUAGAGUUAUAUGGUAAACAUCUUCAAAGAUGUUUAAUGUAAAAAUGUGGGCCAAGAAGUACGUAAAUAAACAAAUGGGACUGCUAGGUCACAAAUGAACCACCAUAAACGUUACUAGUCCCCCUUUCCCCAAGUUCUGUGCUUUGCACAUACCUCAAAGCAUUGCUUUUUUCUAGGGGUCCGCAUACCCCUAAACAUUUUGUGAAUCUAAGUUUGGCCUCAUUAAAGGGCAGCAUUUCAAUAUGAGUAGGAAAAUGAGAGUACAAUGGUACCUUGGGUAACAUAGUCUUCAGGUAACAUGCUCUUCAGGUAACAGACUCCGCUAACCCAGAAAUAGUGCUUCAGGUUAAGAACUUUGCUUCAGGAUGAGAACAGAAAUCGUGCUCCAGUGGCGCUGCGGCAGCAGGAGGCCCCAUUAGCUAAAGUGGUGCUUCAGGUUAAGAACAGUUUCAGGUUAAGAACGCACCUCUGGAACAAAUUAAGUACUUAACCCGAGGUACCACUGUACCCCUAAACACUUUUUUUUUUAGCAAAAAAGACAUUGCCUCAAAGUAGGGAGAGUGUGCACAUUCACACGUGAAUAACCUGGAAGAGGGGAGUCCAGAGUCACUCACUAUACUUUGAGAUUUAGUUUCUGUAAAUUUCUGUGUCAGUCACUGAAUUAUUAAGAUUGUUCUCUUGUUUAGCAAAACCAUGAGCAAAAACAGAUUUUAAAGCCAGCACAUCCCAGGAAAAACUAGGAAGUUUUGUCAUUUUUUUUCAUAGCACAAUUUUUGUUUCUCUUUUUUGAAGUUGUUCCGGUGCCCUUUUGCAAAUUCAAACACCCCCAACUACAUUUACUAAAAGUGAAACAGUUUCAGUGUGUUUAAUGGAUUAUGGGUCAUUGAGGUUUUUUUUUUUAAAAAAAGCCAUUUAUUAGUAUGUCUAAUUCUGACAUACCCGUGGUUUCCAUGCAUAAUAAAAUAAAUCUAUUUACAGUCUUUAUAUUUAAGCACAUUACCUAGGCAACAAGUGCCAUGAAGCAUCUAAUUUACUAUAAAAUUAUCCAGCUGCUGACUCUGUUUACAAUAAGAGUUAUUGAACAUAAGACAUGCUGCAUACGUGGCAGUGUAGUGCUUCUGGAAUGUGACCAAUUGAAUGUGACCUAGUGGCUCAGUUUCAGAGGCACUAAAUUUCUAGCUGUAAUUUAGGCUGUGAUUUCUUUGAAGCCUAAAACAUUAACUUCUUGUGCAUUACAUGCUCAGAUGGUAUUUGAACACAGAAAUAUCAGAACGACAAUGAUUUAGACUGCAGUGCGAUGUAGUUUCCCCCACUUCUUAAAAAACAGAUUUGAAAUAUCUUUCUACUUGAGGCCCGCAUUGUAAUAAAUAUUUUUUUCCCAGUUAAGUAGCUUUGUUGUACUUCAGUUUGUUUAAAGUGAAUACUUAAUCAUAUCUCCUGGGACAAACGUAAGGUUCUGCACUUAGGCAGGAAUAAUCAGAUGCACAAAUAUAGGAUAGGAGACACCUGGCUUAACACAGUACAUGUGAAAAGGAUCUAAGGCUCUUAGUAGACCAUAAGCCUAACAUGAGGCUACAGUGUUAUGCAGCAGCAAAAAAAAAAAAAAAAGAAAGAAAAAGAAAAGAGGCUAAUUCAAUUCUAGGAUGCAGCAGCAAAAGCGCAGUGCCCAUAUCCAGGAAAGUAAUAGUACCAAUCUAAUCUGCCUUGGUUGGACCCCACCUGGAGUACUGUGUCCAGCUCUGAGCACCACAGCUUAAAAAGGAUAUCGACAAGCUAGAAUGUGUGCAGAAGAGGGCAACCAAGAUGAUUAAGGGUCUGGAAACCAAGCUUUAUGAGGAACAGUUGAGGGAGCUGGGUGGGCUUAGCUUGGUGAAGAGAAGGUAGAGGUGAUAUGUUAAAGGUAAAGGACCCCUGACAGUUAGGUCCAGUUGUGAACGACUCUGGGGUUGUGGUUUUCAUCUCGCUUUACUGGCCGAGGGAGCCAGCAUUUGUCCGCAGACAGUUUUUCCAGGUCAUGUGGCCAGCAUGACUAAGCUGCUUCUGGCAAAACCAGAGCAGCGCACGGAAACGCCGUUUACCUUCCUACCGGAGUGGUACCUAUUUAUCUACUUGCACUUUGACGUGCUUUCGAACUGCUAGGUUAUCAGUCUUCAAAUAUCUGAAGUGCUUUCACAUGUAAAAUGGAGCAGGCUUGUUUUCUGCUGCUCCAGAGGGUAGCACCCAAACCAAUGGAUUCAAAUUACAAGAAAGGAGUUUCUUACUAAACAUUAGGAAACUUCUGACAGUAAGAGCUGUUUGACAGUGGAACAUACUGCCUUGGAAGCGGGAAGUUUUUAAACAGCUGGAUGGUCAUCUCUUGGGGAUUGUUUAGCUGUUAUUCUUGCAUUGCAUUGGGUUCAUUCCAACUCUAUGAUUCGAUGAAUCUCUACCAUUUGGAUUACUGUUUCAAAUGAAAAUGCUGCUUAGCUAUUUAAUUGGGAAAAACUCAUGUUUUAGUGUUGAAAAUACGUUAUUUAAUAGAAACGAGUUACCGUAUUUUUCGCUCUAUAAGACGCACCAGACCACAAGAUGCACCUAGUUUUAGGAGGAGGAAAACAAGAAAAAAAAUAUUCUGAAUCUCAGAAGCCAGAACAGCAAAAGGGGUCGCUGCGCAGUGAAAGCAGCAAUCCCUCUUGCUGUUCUGGCUUCUGGGAUAGCUGCGCAGCCUGCAUUUGCUCCAUAAGACGCACACACAUUUCCCCUUACUUUUUAGGAGGGAAAGAGUGAGUCUUAUAGAGCAAAAAAUACGGUAUUUUUUCUCUGCAGAUAUUUUGCAUUAGAUACUGAGUAGAAUGAAAGGAUACUUUGGCAUUUUUUAUAUAUAAAAAAAGUCUAUAUAAGUUUGUUAGGAAGUCUCAAAGUGUGCAUAUGGAAUAUUAAAAAAUGCUUCUCUUAUAGUUAAAAAAUGUGGCACACCCAUUGUUUUCUGUUUUGCUACUGUGGAAAUUUAGUCACAAUAGGUUGUUUUACCCUUAAAUAAAUCCUUUUAAUAAAAGCCACUUCAUAUUUUUGCAUGACUUGGUGUUAUUAUUGUCUCUCUGGAUAUUUCUCAUGAGCUUUGAGAAGAGAAAAAAGCUUCUGUGCUUGUGAUUUUUUACCUUUAUGUUUUCAUGUGCUCCAGGUAAUGUUUAAAGUGGUUUAUGUUUUGUAGACUUCAAUGCUGCUAUCUUCCUAUUUGAAAGCUUUAUGCUUAGGGAGCAGUAUUAAAAUCACUUUGCUGUUUAUGCGGGGGUAGCCUUUUUUCUUUGUGUUUUGGCUAAUGCAGCAUUAGUAAAGUCAAUACUUUUAGAGUGCCUCACACUAGCAGACUGAUUUCAGUUUUUCAGGAUCUACUUUGGGGGUAGAUGCCCACUGAUUGAAAUCAAUUUUAGUUAAUCUGUACUAAAUGGUCCUCACUUUAAGACUUCAAGUUGCUUAGCCGGAUCAGACCUCCUAGUGGUGCAGGCAUUAGGUGGUUUUGCUGGUAAUGGGGGUAUAUAUAAAAUUGUCCUGCAACUUACAUACCAUGUAAAGUUAUUUAUGUAGCAGUUUUAUAUAUAACUGUUUGGAAUUGCUUUAAUAUUUUCUUUAUAAAUUAGUAGUGAAUGAAUGCUAUAAGAGAUUUGUGUGUACCUCCUGAUAUGUAUGAGAAGCAGCUUGAAAGAAAAAUCAUUAUUAAAUGAAUUCUCACCCAACCCUUACUUUCUCAGUACUCCUUGUCUUUUGCAGUUAAGUCAAGUGGCAGUUUAGAAGUUUUUGGUGGGGUUUUUUUUAGAUUUCUAAAAUAGCAAGUAGUAAUGAAUAUUGGUAUUCAGGUUCUGUGCUUUGUUGAAGUUGUUUGUAACAGAGUAAAUGUGAUGUAAAUGUAAUAAAAUAGGAUUUUCCUACAUAGUUUCAGUAGAUAUGAUAACAUUUAAAUCACCUUAGUACAGUAAUUUUAUUUAACAUGUGUUCUCUUCAGAAAGGGGGGGGGGAGGUUCUGCUAAGAGUGUACUUGUAACUUAGGCUGCAGCCCUAUUCAGACUUAUUCUGGAGCAAGUUCCACUGAACACUGUUUUAGGUAGCUUAAAAAAACAACCACCACCUGGUUGAGAGUGAGUAGACUAAUGUCACCCAGUGUGUUUCAUGUUUGUGUAGGGAACCUGAACUUUGGUCUCUCAACUCCAAAUCUAGUAGGUAUAUAUGCUAUACUACAAGUUUUUGCAUGAUCCUUUCCCAUUCUGUAUGUACCAUUGUGAUAAAUGGAGAGUGUAAUUUUAAUCCCUCCCCAUGGCUGUGAAGCAGAUAGACUCUGAAUGCAAGGAUAAAACAUGUUGCUUCAGGAAACAAAGCACUGGGUUUGCAAUUCAACCUUUUGACUCUUCAUGUGUUAUCUAAACUGCAGCAUCAGACAGUUGUCAGCAUAGUGCUGUAUGAUCAGUAUUCUGUUCUCUUGUUUCCUGUCAAUAGUUUUUUCAUUUCCUUUUACUUGCGUAAGUAGUUUUUUCUCAAACACUUGAGAAAUGUUGUUAAUGCAUCAUGAUUAUUUUUUAUUUAUUUUUACUGUUCAGUAAGUGUUGGAAGUAACAAUGCAUGUUGGACAGUGUAUGUGCAAGUCUGAGAGCAUCUAAAUAAACAACUUACUGAUCAAUUUGCAUUUUGAUAUGCAAAAAUAAGGAUACAUUGCAAGAUUUUGAAUUGCAGGAGUGAUAUAUUUUCUCAUAGGUUUGCAAGAGAUUGUGUUCUAAAUAUUUGAGGAGAAAAAUGCUUGAUUCUUAGAUGGAAACAGUUUUGGUUCAUCUCAUUUCAAAGGUGUAAUAUAUUAUAAAAUACAUGGAAAAGUCUUGAAAAUGCCUAGAUAUUGUAUUAUAUAUGAGAGCUUUAGAGUAACUACCAAUGUAUGGUUUCAUUUUGCGGGAGCCCAGUGUUGAAAAUACUAUGGAUGUUAAUCUGUAUGGUGUGCUGAGCCUCUUCCGCCAUAAAGGCAAAAUGCUGGAGUUAAAUCAGGAGUUAACCAUUUUUACUUAAAACACCUUCACUCCUUUCAGAACUCAUGGGAACACGUUCGUAUUUUGUUGAUGGAAUUGCUAACACUAUGGUCACUUUUGCUUCCCUUGGAUCAAGGGUAGGAAAUAUGUGGCCCUCCACAUGUAGCUGUGCUAUGUCAUUGAUCAAUGGCCAUGCUAAUAGGGGCUAAUGAGAGUUGGAAUCCAACAAUAUGAUAUGAAAGGCCAAAGGCUGUUCAGUGCUGCUUUGGAUAGAUAUCGGACAAAGAGCUAUUAAAAAACAGCAGCUCAACACAGCAAAAUCCAAGGACUGGAACUUUACUCGGGGAAGAUGUAUGAAAACAUGGACAUGUGGUCAAACGACCUCGUAUCACCCCUUAAUACUGCUUCUGAAAAUACUGGAACAUACUUAAGUUCAUUUUAAGCUACAAUUGAAACAUAAUUCAAACUUUUGACCUAGCCAGGGGUCGGCAAACUAUGGUCCGGGGGCCGGAUGCGGCCCACCAGGCUUGUAAAUCCGGCCCACAGACCCUGCCGUCCGCUCGGUCAGUCCCCGCGCUGAGCUAAACCAGCACAGCGGUUCCUUGAAAAGAAUCUGUGGAUGCCUCGCCAUGUGGAGACUGACUUUUGCGAUGCUGGCACCACUUCGGAUUGGCUGUGGGAAGCUCCUGCUGCCAAUCCGAAGCCGCGGAUGCCUCUGGGCAUGUGGUGACGCUGGUGGGGCUUCGGAUUGGCUGCAGGAAGUUCCUUGCCGCCCGUGUGCUGAGGUAAACCUGGCAUGGCCACAGAUGGAGAGGCAGGCGGGCGGCGGGUAUGGGCCGCGCCAUGGGCAUUGUGACAGGUGCGUUGCGGGGCUUCAGCCUGGCGCCCGGCUUGGCGCUGCUGCUGGUGGCGCGCUCGGUGGCCACCAGAGCAGUUGGAGGGCGAGCUGUGCGCCGCCUGCCCAGCGCUCUGUGUGUGCCUGCCUGCCGACCUGACCUCGAAUGAUGGGCCGCAGCGCAUGGUGUGUGCCACCUAGGAGCUCUGCAGCGACGGGACAAUGGAGCGGCUGCUGCUCGUCAACAACGCCAGUGAGUGGGCGGUGCCGAGAUGCGCUCCUGAGUGCAUGCAGAGUGUGUUCCUCAUCUAGGUCCGGAGGCAGCUGUUGGACCGGUUUGCAUGGUAUUUAAAUUUUUCAAAAUAUAGUCCGGCCCCCCCACAAGGUCUGAGGGACAGUGGACCGGACCCCUGAUGAAAAAGUUUUCUGACCCCUGGACCUAGCCAUUGUGGCUAGUGGUCAUUGAUUAGUGCUAUAUUCUGCAUCCACUGUUUGAGGUGUCAUGUCUCAAAUACCAGUUGCUGGGAAUCGCCGGUGGAGCAGCUUGCAGUCUUUCCACAAGCAUCUUGUUGGCCACUGUAAGAACAGGAUGCUGGACAGACCACUGGACUGAUUCAGCAGGCUCAUCUUAUUUUUUUUUUUUUAAAGCAAUUUAUUGGGUUUUACAAUAAGAAUAAAUGUAAUAAACAAUAUAGCAUUCGUCUUAACAUAAUUUCACAUUUUCUUUGGACUUCCUCACAUCUCCCACUCCCACCUUCAUCAUUAUAACAUUUUGUCAGCAAUUUAUCAUCUUAUUUAAAUUCUUAUAUCUCUUCGAUAUUUCAUAAUCUUAAAGUUCUCAUAAAGAGUUAAACUUUCACAAUUUUUCUUGUUUCCUUAAAAAUUUCUAAGUUAAGUGGUGCUCAGUUAUUUAGUCCAGCAUCUUAUUCAGCAUUCAAUCAAAUCACAAUGUUUUUGUAGGUAGUUCUUAAAUUUCUUCCAAUCCUCCUCGAUUCUCUCUUCUCCCAGGUCACGGAUUCUGCCAGUCAUUUCAGCCAGUUGCAUAUAGUCUAUCAGUUGCAUCUGCCAUUCUUCCAGUGUGGGUAGAUCUUGGGUUUUCCAAUGUUUUGCGCAGCAGGCUCAUCUUAAACUCUUAUGUUUUUGGUAUGUUCUUAUGUUCUUGAUUUAACGUUUUGUAAGCGGUAGAAAGCUAGCCUUGUGUACAAAAUAUACUUCAAAAAUCUCAUGCUGUCUUCAUAGAGCUCCCAAAGAAGCUUAAGAACUUAAAAUGAAAUCUGUCACACCAUACUAGCCAAGCAGGUAAUAUGCUUUAUAUCAAUAGUCUACUAGAAGAAUUCUCAUUUACAGCCUGUUUCCCCAUGUUUCCCUAUGUUGGAUUUUGUCUCCUAGCCUUUUGUUUGGAUUUCACAUUACUUUAGCACUGUUUUUGAGAAAUAUAUUUGUUUGGCUCUAAAGUCUGACUCUCAGCCUUCAUUUGAGGCUUUUCUGUUGAUAGUGGUAACGUUAGGAAGAUGCAGCCAAACUGCAAGUCAGUAAAACGGCCUUGUGGGUAGGUUUAUAAAAAUUACUGGCCUGCAGAAUUUUUUACAAGCUUUUGUCCUCCUGCUGCAGUCCUCCUGCAGCAGCCAGCUACAUUUUUCUUUCUAUCAUCCUCACACAACCAAUCCACUUUAAAAUUUUGACUUCUUGCAAUUAGGAAAGUAACAGGGUAAUGCACUGAAAAGUGUAGGGUAAACAAAUGAUUAGUGGAAAGAUCCAUCUAUCUGUCAUGGUUGCUUUAGCUGAGAUUCCUGCAUUGCAGGGGGUUGGACUAGAUGACCCUUGGGUCCUUUCUAACUCUAUGAUUCUGUGAUAUACAAGCACCUUGUAUACAAAUUAGGAUGAAUGCUCAUUGUCAUAUAACUGCCCCCAAACAAAACACAAUGAAUUUUCAGUAAAGACUGUUCAUAGUUUAACCUUCAUGUAAGCUUUGUGCCAGCAAGUAUGGAUAAGCAGGUAGUUUUGAGGAGUCCCAUGCUGUGUUUUUUGGGGGGAAAUGGUGGGAUAUAAUUUAAUAAUUUUUUUAAAAAUAUUAGCUCAAUCUUCAGUACUUCAUAGCUAAAAUGCUAUGCCUUCUUAAAUUAACAGUUCCCAUUGCAACUCUAGGUUGUCUGAUUUAAAGAAAUGUUACUGCUUUUGCUUGAAUUCCUGUCCUGCCACACAAGCAAGGCAUUACUGUUGAUCAAUGACUAUCUAGAUUCUGGAUUUCAUGGUACAGUGGUACCUCGCAAGACGAAUGCCUCUCAAGACGAAAAACUCGCAAGACGAAAGAGUUUUUGGUUUUUUGAGUUGCUUCACGAGACGAAUUUCCCUAUGCGCUUGCUUCGCAAGACGGAAACGUCUUGCAAGUUUGUUUCCUUUUUCUUAAAACCGUUACAGUAAUACAGGGUGCAUUGCUUGAAGAGGUGCAGUUGCUACUUGACUUCGGGGAGCAACUCAUAGCACGCGGUGUGGUAGCCUUUUUUGAGGUUUUUGAAGAUUUUUUUGAAAAAAUUGAAACCGUGCUUCGCAAGACGAAAAAAUUCGCAAGACGAAAAAACUCGCAGAACGAAUUAAUUUCGUCUUGCGAGGCACCACUGUAUUGUGGAAGGAGAGGGACAUUUUCUAAAGACUUACUCUCCUUCCUCAAUAUCUUGAAAGCAAAGCUUUACAAUAAAGAUAAUUAAUAAUCAGAAUCUUAAGUGUAGUUUCUAACCAUUCCUCAUGUGAUGGUUAUGACUUGACAUAAUGUACCAAGAUAUCAGCAGUUUCUAAAUUUAAAAUUAAAGAGCAAGUAAAUUGCUUGGAUUCCUCAUUAGUCACAAGGUCUUAUUCUGAAAUUCUCUGUAGGAAGAGAGCUGCUUUGUCAUUGGAUUCUAAGUUGUCUCGCUUAUAUGUACUGUAGAAAAGCAACUCCCUGACCUUUUUACAGUCAAAUCGUUCUUAGCUGUUCCUAGUGCCAGUAAGAGGGGAGAAGAAAGAAGGGGGAGAAUUAGGAAGGGAAGCUUCACCUCCUCAUCCUUGUGUACUGAUGGGGGUAUGGAGAGAGGAGGAAAUGUGUCUGUUUGCUGUUCUUCGGGGUACAAAUAUUUUCCACUCCUGUUUACUAAAUAAUCAGAAAACUUUUCCGUAAAACUAUUUGACUAUUUUCCUAAUAUUUUGGAAUAACAAAUAUCAAGUCCAUGUACAAUCAUAUGACGCUCUGUAGUUAAUGUAAAGUUUUUGUAAAUGUAUAUAAAUGUAUAUACACUUCAGUGUAUCAAUCUAAUGUAACAAAUUAUUAAUUAAAUAAAACUAUUGAUGGAGGGCAAAUGGAAAAGGAGUUUUGUCAGGGCUUGAGGCUUAUUUAUGUAGCACUAAACUGGUUUAAUGUGUCUGAAUGCAACCUUUUGAAUGAUACCUGAAACACACCUGUAUGCUCCUCUAGUUGUACCAUCAGACGUCAUGGCAUUCCUCAUCCUCAUUUCUGCAGAUAUCUUUAAGUAGUAAUAGCCAAACUGUUUCAUCCUGUGUAAUUUUUCCAGACGACAUGCGUUAGCUUGCAUCUCUUUGACUAUGGAAAAGGGCAAUCAAUACAGUAGCAAAGUUUUGCUGGGUAGUAGCAACUUGUUUAUUUUUACCUAGAUCUAUAAAUCUAUUUAUCUCUUUUUUCUGAAUGUUGCAAUUAAAUAGUUAUUGCUUUGCUCCUGAUCAGUUAGAGAAGAAUAAACCGCUGCUCCAGUAUUUUUGUAGUGUGGGUUUUUAUUUGGUCUGUUCUUUCUGUUACUGUGUUUUCAGAAUGGAUUAUCUGUUCAGAUUCCAUCAAGCUACAAUGCUGAUUAUUCUUUUGAGUUCUGUAACCCUAGGAUUUUAGAAUGUGACCAUAGGUAACAGCUGUCCUGGAAUUAAUCUUCUGUUUAAUAAUAUGACUUAAUUCAUGCUGCCUUUAUAUUGUGUACAAUACAAGAGAACUGAGGAUCUGGGUAGUAGUGUCAUGCCCAAGAUUAGCUUCAAAUUCUUUCAACCUCAAAAACAAGAAGAUGUCGUCUUCCUAAAUGUGUCUCACUUCCAAGCAACCAAGGAAGUUACAUGGUCACCACUCAAAGGAAGGAAGCCAGAUUGCUUAAUAGUUUGACUGCUUGGAGGAAAUAAUAAUAAUAAUAAUUUAUUUAUACCCCGCCCAUCUGGCUGGGUUUCUCCAGCCACUCUGGGCGGCUUUCAACAGAACAUUAAAAACAGAGUGAAACUUCAAACAUUAAAAACUUCCCUAAACAGGGCUACCUUCAGAUGUCUUCUAAAAGUCGGAUAGUUGUUUAUUUCCUUGACAUCUGAUGAGAGGGCAUUCCCCAGGGCGGGCACCACUACCGAGAAGGCCCUCUGCCUGGUUCCCUGUAACCUCACUUCUCACAGUGAGGGAACCACCAGAAGACCCUCGGAGCUGGACCUCAGUGUCUGGGCGGAACGAUGGGGGUGGAGACACUCCUUCAGGUAUACUGGGCCGAGGCAGAUCCCAUGCACAUAAGCAAUCCUUAGACUUCCUCUCAUCCUUAGAGUUGGAGAUCACAGGGCAGCUGUUGGUAUGAUUUUCAUCCACCUCUGCCAAUUUAAAGGUGUGAGGAAGUCUAGGUGCUGAUUAUACUUGCUGUGAUGAAUGAAAAUGUAGAAGUCUGCUUUAUAUCCACAGAUAUUCCCUGAAAAGGAAAUAUGGGGCAUUGUGGCACAUUGGAUCUGGAAGGAUUCAAAAACUGAGUUUUUAGUUUGAUGUUGGGAGCUGCAAAAGGCACUCCUGUGGCUUUUAUGGGGAACUGAUAUAGAAUCUUGCACGUUGUGAUUAAAGUCCAUAUGAAUUUAAUUAGUGGGUCAGACUUGAUCUUUCAUUUAAGGGCAGACUUCCUAAGACUUGUUUGGCAGAAGAACUACAAAUAAAUUCUUCUUUGCAAUCUGUAUGUGAGCAAUAUCUCCCCUCCCAGACCCAGUCUGGGUAAAGGAGCAGGGAUUAUCCUUGACUUUAUACUGAGCUUUGGAGCACAGGGACAGGACUCUAACUUAAGGGAAUAGUAGGAUCCAGGUGACCACAAACUUUUUUUUGGCUACCAAGACCAAACAAAACCUGUUGCCCCUCCACUUGUGUUAUAACAGAACUUGUUUUCUAUGGAGGCAGGAAUUUAUAGUUUACAUAAGUUUGAUUGAAACAGUUCUGAUAGUUCUGACUAUGAUUGACACACUACUAUUGUGGCAGUGAUGGCUGUAAUAUCAAACUUGUUUCAUGCUACAUGAAUGAACCUAGAAUGAGCUUUAAGUUUCUGCACUUGGUCCCUUCUUUCCAAUUUUAUCAUUGCAGUAUACUCUAACUGGCAAAGUAUCAUUUGGGCUUGCCCUGCAAAUUUUGGAUUAUUUGCUGCACUGAUCUACAGGGCAAAUGUAAUUCGUCAUUUGCCAGUUCACAUAACAAAGCAGGGAUGGAGAAAGAAGAUUGCAUUUCAUAAGAGAAGGAGGAAAUUCAUGGAUCUGAGAUUUGUCCAUGAAGCAUGAAGCCGUGAGAUAGUGGUGCAUCUGAACAGAACAAAUAUGUGAUGUGGGUUAUUAUUAUUUAUUAUUUAUAGAAUUUAUAUACCACCCUAUACCUGGGGGUCUCAGGGCGGUUCACAGGUUGUUACAUCAUUUAAGAAACCUAGAUAUAUGAUUGAAUGUAGUCCUUUUCAGGAAUUCAGUAAACAUGUAAGGGAGGCAGAAAUGAUGGACAUACUAGAUCUACCCAUUGCUGUUCAUAUAUGGCUAUUAACAUUUUUUAUGCUUUAAGAUAAGUGGAGAGCAUACUAAAUAAAAAGUCCAGUACUGAACACAUUGCAAAAAACCAGGGGUCAGCAAACAUUUUCAGCAGGGGGCCGGUCCACUGUCCCUCAGACCAUGUGGGGGGCCAGACUGUAUUUUUUUUGGGGGGGAAUGAAUGAAUUCCUAUGCCCCACAUAUAACUCAGAGAUGCAUUUUAAAUAAAAGGACACAUUCUACUCAUGUAAAAACACGCUGAUUCCUGGGCCGUCCGUGGGCCGGAUUUAGAAGGUGAUUGGGUCGGAACCAGCCCCCGGGCCUUAGUUUGCCUACCCAUGCAUAAAAACAUCUCGAACCCAUUACAAUAUACAGAGAAGCUGUCUUUCAGCAUCACCAUUUUAGUCAGUAUACCCUCUUGUUUUGUAUCAUAAAACUCAAUUUUCAAUUGAUGAUGCAGCAGCUAAAUACACAAAGCAUACUUGUUGCUAUAGUAAAUUCAGCUGAGAAAGUAAUACUCAGAAUUUAACAAUAUUAUGGAAGUCAUCUGCAUUUUUAACAUGCAAAUCCUUAAAAGAAAAGAAAAACACCAUUAAACCUUGCUCACUUCAUUCUUGCUUGCUUCUGUACCUUCUGUCAUAGUGGAUUAUUUAUUGUUUUUUCCAUACCCUGUCCCCCACUUUACAUAAAGCCCCCCACAAGGAUUAGAAUCUACUACUUGUCUUGCCAACUGUGGCAAGAAAGAAAUGCUUCCAGGCAACUAGGAAAAAUUCACCUUGGUUAAAGGGAUAAAACUGUGCAUUGUGUACUCAUAACCCUUUAAAAAAUCCUGAGGAACUACUAAGUCAUUAUUGUAAAGAGCACUGUGCGUUCCUUUCCAAAAUGCAGAAAGCUUAUUCUUUCUGCCUUUUAGACGCACAGGCCAAUCUGCAGUUGAAAAAAGGUACACUCACUGCUCCCAGUUUCAUUGUGUUAUUGAAGGCAUACAUAUUUCCAAUUUCAGCCCCAUAGCUUCUUUCUGAAGGUACAAAGAAAAAGAUGGCAGUAUAGUGGGGAGGAACAGCAGAGAUGGGUACCUGCUUCCAGCAUUUUUGCAACAGAAUGCUGUUGUCUCUUCAAACCAUCUGCAAGUCUCUCUGGCCUCUGAUCACCCUUUCCAACGGCCUCUUCUCCACCCACUCUCAUGAAGGCUGCUGGGAUUACUGGCUGGUUUUUUCCUGGUUUCCUGCCCCCGUUUCCCCUGUGUUCACCAUUUUUGUGUCAUUUUAAAUUAUUUUUUGGAGACGCAUGUAAAGCUGCGAGUGUGUAUGUUAAAUAAGCAUGAGAUGCAAAUUACCUCAAAGGGCAGUUAACAAAUGUAGUAAAUUCUGGACACCAUUACAACUUUUACUGAGGAACAUCUAAAAAUUAAGUCUCAUUUGUCUGUCAUGACAAAACUGAUUUGGAAAUAACAUAUAGUACUUUGGAAGGUUAGAUUUGUCUCGUGAAAAAACCUUGUGGAACUGAGUAGGAGGGAAAUACCAAAACCAAAUGGAGUCUGUUAGUCAUUUCCCACUUUCUGACCUUGAACUCUCUUCAAUUUGCUCUGUGUGUUCAGUUUUUCUGUCAGACACUACUUGAUGUAGUUUGGUUUAGAUUUACUGCUGCAUUUUCAGGGCUAAGCAGUGGAUGCAGAUGAAUUUUAGAGUGGGGAUGCAAUACACAUGUGCCCUUCUAUUGGCAUUCAUAGGAAAUAUGCUGUUUCAGCCUACUUGUUCUGCUUUCUUGCAGUUGUGUAUGAUUUUGACAUGACCAGGAAGAAACCAUGGAGAAAGAGGGGGAAGUUAUUGGACAAAUCCCACAUAAGGAAAAUUUCACUAGGAAAUAAUGGAAAUCAUGGACUCAUUAUGUGAACGCUUGCCUAACGAAUGAUUUCCAGGGAAUGCAUUUUGUUCAUUAAAUGGGACCUGGGUGUAUCAACAUUUUUUCUCAGUAGGAAGGAAACUACCUUGAUUUCAAGGGAGUUACUUCUGGGUGUACCAUACCAAAGCCAGUUAAUGGUGCAUUAUUCUGUAAAGAAAGCGGACUUUGUUAGCAACAGUGAUUAAGCUUUCUUAGCAAUAGCAUUGCACAUUGAGUGCUGAAGCCUUAGUCUUCAAGAUUUCUGUUAUGACUUUCUUAAGAAAUGUCCAAUAGACUUUUUUUAAAAAAAUGAAAACUAAUAAUGUGUGACCCUUGUUGGCACGAGGCCUGGCACAUUUGUAUCCCCUGUACCUCUUGUUGGUGGCCCUGUGUUAACCCAUGAAGCUUUAAAUGGCCAGGGUAUGUGAAGGAGCACCUCAUCCUACAUGAAUCUGGCCAUUCGUGGAGGGAGUAAAAUAUGGCUUGGCUCCAGGUACCUCUGCUGUGAUGCCCACCUGUUGAAAAUACUCUUCGGGCAUGCUAUUAUGUAGGUACCAGAUGUUUUUCCUUGUUUCCUGGAGGCUUUAUCAGAAACUAGGGAUGCACUUCUCCAUUUUGAUAGAUAUUUAUUACUGCAGUGUUAGGUGUUUAUGACGGAUUUUGUUCUUGUUUGUUUUGAUAUUUUUGCCUUGUGUUUGAAAUAAUGUGAAAGCACUUAAGACCACUUUGGCAGGAAGGUGUGCCAGAAAUUUUAAAGUAACAUUUUUUAAGCCAUGAGCAUUGAGAGGCUGAGGAGAUUAACAGCAUUUAUUGUCUAUAAAGGCAAUUUCCCUUAAAAACUUUUUUACUCAAACCAUGUUAAGAUUCCUUUUCUAUAUAGUUUUUACCACCUCCCCCUUUGUAUUUUUUUGUAGCUGUACUGAUUUGUUUUGUUUGUUUUGGUGAAACUGUUCUGUUAGAGCAAUCUCCCAUAAAAUGAGCAUUAUCUUUUAAUGGUGAAAUAUGGUCUCCCUGUACCCACAGCUAAGACUAACCAGCUAUGUAAGUGGUAUUAAUAUUCUGAGUUGCUCAGAACAAAUUAUACUACCUUCAACAAUAAGUUCAAAUAAAAGCCCUAUCCUAAAGUGGCAGAUGUCUCAUGCUAACCUAGCAGAGCUUUUACAAUGCAUCUCUUACUUUGUAGGAGCGAUAACAGGAAAACAGAGCUGUCUCUUUGACUCAUUUGCAUUUUCUGGCUGCAGAAAUGAAGUGAGUUGGAACCAAGUUCAACUUUUCCACUGGGCAUGCCUUUCUCCAGCAGAGUUGGGACUUGGGUGGGGCAAGACUUAUUCAUUAAGCUGCACAAAGAGCCUGUUAGAUUUUUAUAAGCUGGCUGCAUAGCUUUGGUUUGAUACGCAUAACAAAAAUUAUGUGCGUGUAACUUCUCUUUAGGGACGCAGGUGGCGCUGUGGGUAAAACCUCAGUGCCUAGGACUUGCCGAUCGUAUGGUCGGCGGUUCGAAUCCCCGCGGCGGGGUGAGCUCCCGUCUUUCGGUCUCAGCUCCUGCCCACCUAGCAGUUCGAAAGCACCCCUAAGUGCAAGUAGAUAAAUAGGUACCGCUUUAUAGCGGGAAGGUAAACGGCGUUUCCGUGUGCUGCGCUGGUGCUGGCUCGCCAGAGCAGCUUCGUCACGCUGGCCACGUGACCUGGAAGUGUCUCCGGACAGUGCUGGCCCCCGGCCUCUUAAGUGAGAUGGGCGCACAACCCUAGAGUCGGACAUGACUGGCCCGUACGGGCAGGGGUACCUUUACCUUUAACUUCUUUUUAAUUGCUGUUGUAGACCUUAAUUGCUCAUCAAUAUGCAAAGUAUGAUAUGCAAAAGCAAAUGAGAUUCAAGUUGCCUUAGACAAGCAAGUGAAAAGGGUGAGUUGAUUUCGGUUUAUUAGAAAAUAAAAACAAGUACAUGUGUGUGUGUAGAAAAAUAUGUGGAUAGUUUGAUCGCAAUCUGGUGUCAGUAUAUGAGUGGCACCAAGUACUACAUGACAAUCACGUUAGUUGGUCUGUGAGUGAAUAUUGAAGCAAGUAGUUCAGAAAAUGCGACAAUAAAAAGGACUUUUAACUCUGAAAUGGGAUGCUCUGUACUUUAAUGCUGCAAGAAUAACACUAGGCAAUUUUGUGGGUGUAUGUAGCUGCGAACAUUCAAGUAGAUGACAUUGCUAUUUUGUUGUAUUGGUUGGAAUGCUUUUAGGGGAUUGUCUGGAUCUUUUCACUGCAACACUUUUGUGGCUAUAUUUUUUUAUCCCAAUAAUGGUAUCUAAUUUCCCUUUAAACAAGGAGUAUUAUUUUGUACCUGUUAGACAAUUUUUGUGGUGCUUUCAUUCUAUAACUGUAUUUAAACUUUUAGGGAUUGUAAAGCAGUGUAUGUUCUUUUGCACCUCUUCCGUAGGGUUACAAAAUUUAUACUACAGAUAUUAGUAGUGGAAAAUAUUUGAUUUGUGUUUAUAAAAAUGGAAAAUCUCCAGUUACAGGUGCUAAUGGUGAGUGCAUUUGACAGAACAUUGUAUCUGAAAACAUCUAGAUUGUUCAUAUAGCCAUUUUAUCUAAUCCUGUAUUAGUCUUGUACCUUUUGUAACAUUAGUUUGGUACAUACUUAUUUUUUUACUAUACAUUUCGUUGGUGUUGGUGUUGCUGCUGUUGUGAAUCUCCUUAGAGCGUUACUCACUAGUUGAAUACUAAUGCUCUGUAAAAUACUGUCACCAUCUGGAUAGUGUGUUGCUACUUACUACUUUCCAAAACUAAGGCUGCAAUUCAGUGCUGAAUGAUUUAUAUCUUAUCCAUUGAUUUCAGUAGGCUUGCGUACAUCUAAUUCUGCAUAAGACUGAGCUGUAAAAGUACUACACCUUAAAGAGUAUUGGUUAAUGUAGCAUUUCUGCUUUUGAAGAAUGAUAGAGUUUUAGAAAUGUUAUUACUGAUCAAAAUCAGAUAGCUAAAUUACUAAGUAGCCUUUGUACUUGUUCUGUAUAUUUUCUGUUGGCGGAAAGAAAAGAGUAGCAUUGUUGUGGUUACAGAUUUAAAUACUGAAUCAAGCAUAGUGUCCUUUGACAUAAUUUAUCAGGAAUUUGAAAAUUUCGGGAUGACAUAACUAUUCAGGUGUAUUACUAUUAUAGGUUUCCAAGAGCAAUAGCAGAAUGCAUGAUUAAAGAGUAUUUUUUUCAUGAGAGUAAUCUGUAUGGAAAUACCCCUCUCAAAAACUUUACAACCUGACAUUUAAGCAUUGAUUUUUUGGGGAGUAGGGGUACUACAGUUACCACUCACACAACUAAAUAGUUGUGCUAGUGGGAGCCAGUGCAACAGGCGUUUCUCUCCUCAUCUCCCCACCCCCCACCCCAUUUGCACUCUGAGCCCUCACCUGCAAUUUGGCAAACUUCCAGAACACUGUAUGGAGGGGCAGAGGGGAGGAGAGAUUGUUCAGUCUGGCAAGCAAAACAAGCAUUAUUGACACUACACUGUUGAUUCCUAGGCACUCAGUUCUAAUUCUUUAGUUCAUAUAGACUGUUAUACAAAGAAGUAAUUUCCGUUACAUGUAAGGUUAUUGUGUGCAUAGCUAGACUUUCUGUUAAAGCUGUCUUUGCAGCAGCCCCCAUUCCUGAAGAGACAAACCUAUACUUUGGGACUGAUUGCCUCUUUGGGAGAGAAAUUUUACUGAACAGUAAACAUCAAAGAAAGUUAUGUGCUUGAGCAAUGACUACUCCAGGAUUGCUAUAAUUUGAGAACAAACCUCUUCCACUAACACCACUUUUGAAAGAAUCCCACAGUGGCUGAUUUAGUCUCCUUAAAUUAUUCUUUCCUGUUUCAAAAAUAGGAAUCAUUAGUAAAAUUUGACUUGACUUGUAGCAGCUUAAAUGCUGACCUAACAUAAUUUAAUAAUUAAAUAUUUGCUUUAAACCAUCCAAUUAUUUUAAGAUUAAGCAAAUAUUUUUGUUAGUGUUUUAUAGAACUUGAUACAUUAUUGAAGCGUAUCCUAAUAAAUUAGGAAAUUAUUUUUAUAUGCUAUUCCAAAAUCUUAUUCUGGACUCAAAACAGGGUGUUGAAUUUACUAUUCAGUAAUUAUUAUUGUAAGAUAUAUAUUGCUAUAUAAAUUUAUUAUACUUGUUCAGUAGAAACCAACCAUUGAAGUCUAGUUUUAUGCCACCCAAACUCUCAGACCUGAAAGCAAGAUGGUUAAUGCAAAUAGGUUCAUAAGUGUCUGUCUUCCAGACUUCACUGCAGCACUGAUGGAAUUAGAAAGUCAUUAUAGUAUGUCCAAUUGAAAGGAUGAAGUUACUUCUUUUAAUUACACCUGAGAAAGUCUAUGACCACAUAGACUUAUAGAGAUUUGAUUGAUUUGAUAUAUUUUCUAGCUCUGUGCUGUGUUGGCUGCUUGGAUUUGAAAAUUUUGUUGGUCACUUUGAAUACUAUGUCUACAGUGUAAGUUUAGUAAACCAAAUAGUUUCAACUUCAGUGGUUGCUAAAGCAUAAGACCUUGUGCUAGGAGUUAGGUAGGUCCACAAGCAGUCUAAAAAGUAUGUUCUAAAAGCAAAUAUAUGUAUCUUAUUUCUAGUGCAUCCUGUGACCAUGACGACUGAAGUUGAUUCAGACACGGAAGUAAAGGAAUCGGAGAACCUGGGAUCAAAUACAGCAAAGGAAGAUGCUGGGGAUGCAUCAGAUAGUCAAAAAGAACAGACAUCUGAAAUGAAAGAGAGUUCUCCCACUUCACAGGUGCCAGCUAGUCAAAGUAGCCCCAGUCGCUCUGGAGGAAAGGGAAUUUCUCGCUUCAUCCCCCCCUGGCUUAAGAAACAAAAAUCAUACAGCUUGGAAGAACCCAAAGAUGAAACAAAGAAAAAACAGCCAUCAGCAGCAGCAGAAGAAAUGGGAGCAGGGGAGGGUGAAUGCCAUCUUCCAGAGGAGGCAGCCCAGACUAAGGGAAAACUGGAGGACAUUGCUGAGAUUCGGCAAGAAGCUAAAGCAGAUGACAGAGAGGAAAAACAUUCUGUUAGUAGUGCUGAGACACAGGUAUGCUCUUGAAAGGAAGAAAAAUGAAACACUUUAAAGUCCAUGCAUGUUAAUUACCUAGCUGCUUAACACUAUACCCAGCACAGAAUGAAGUGUUAAAUGGGCUGUUAUAUGUUUAUAAGAAAUAUGCCUCCAGAGACCAGCCUAAUAUUUUUUUCCACAUUCAGACAUCAUCUGUUGCUUUCACAAAAUGCUGUUUUUAUAUGUUUGCAUUUUGUUGCAGCAGAAUUCUUCAGUGUAUGGGAAAUGUGUGGACUUCCAGAUGCUGUUCGGCUAUAUCUACUGUCAACCCUGGCCAAUACAACCAUUGGUUAGGGAUGGGGACCACUGUAGCCCAGUGAAACCUGGAGGGCUGCUAUACCUACCAAAAAACAAUCAUCUACAAAAUGUCACAAUUUGCAUAGAAAACCUUUCUUUGUGAACAAGUUCACAAAAAAACACACUACUAGACUAGCACCUGAAGCACAGAAAGGUAUUCCCCCCUCUGGCUGCUCAAACUCUAGGAUUAGCUGUACACAAAAUUCCAGUUUCUUCCUAGCAGCAGCUUCUUCAUUUAGAAGGGCAGUUAAUGUAGGGCUUUCACAGUGAGUGAUUCAAUCUUCUGGCAAGUAAACAACAUUAAAGCAGCUAAGAGCAGAUCUACUCUUGCUUCCAGUACAGUGUGAGAGAAACAAAUGGAAAAAUCUCAUUUGUAAAAUAAAGCAGGAUGCUAUUGGGAAAUGCUGUACAAGGAUUUGCCCUGUAGUAAAUAAUGUGCAGUUCAUUUGUUUUAAAGACUAUACUCCUGCUAGAGUAAAUUGGAGGCUGUAGGUUAGUUUUGCUAGUUGUCUGGGGGCAAUUUAGAGAAGAGAGGAGAGACAAGAAUGUGACAGAUGUUUGCUUGUCUGACAUUCAUAUAUCCAUUCAUUUUCUUGUCUAGAAAAAGUCCAUUUACUGUGAAUUCAUAGAAGCUACCCCUCCAUUCUGUAUUCAUCCAUUGUUAAGCCUAACCCAAAGUGCUGAUUCUAACUUCUAAGGACCCCAGUGUAAGCCCACACAGCUUACCUUUCCCCGUGUAAGCCUACAAAGACCCUAAGUUCGUCAUCAAAGGUCCCUCUCUGUGUGCCCACUUCAGGAGAAGCUGGGAAGGUGGCAGUGAGCAACUUAGAUUUUUUAGUGCAAGUUCCACCCAAUUAGUUGAAUGCUCUCCCCAGAGAAGUGUAGCUGUCACUAACACUGACAUCUUCAAGGAGGAAAAUGAAUACUUUAAAAAAAUUUAAAAAUUCCCUGCGUUACAUGGGGGGAAAUGUGUCUUGGUUUAUUAAUUAUUAUUUGUGGAUUAUCACUUUUGCUGUGUUACUGAUUUUAAAUGUUGUAUUUGUAUGAGUUUUAUUGUUGUAAGUCACUUUAAGACUAAUAUAAAGCACCUAAUUAAAUUAAUUUCAGUAACUGAUGGGCAGGUCUUCUUCUCUGCUGAUAAUGAUCCAUGUAAUGAGCAGAUGUGCAUAGAGGGCCUAGCCAUCAACCCAAAGAGUCUCAAAAAUAUAAGCUGGAUCUUAAGCUAUCAAUUACCAACCUGUAGUAGUAGUAGGAGGAGGAGGAGAAGAAGAAGAAAUAAUAAAAAUAAAAAUAAAAAUAAAAAUAAAAAUAAAAAUAAAAAUAAAUAAAUAAUAAAAUAAAAAAUAUAUAUAUCCUGCCCAUCUGGCUGGGUUUCCGCCAACAAAAUAUAAAAAAUACAUUAAAACAUCAUUCAUUAAAAACUUCCCUAAACAGGGCUUCCUUCAGAUGUCUUCUAAAAGUUGGAUAGUUGUUUAUUUCCUUGACAUCUGUUGGGAGGGCUAAGUGGUUUUCUAGUAGAUUCCUUAAAUGGGUAUUGAUUCAUAAGAAUAUAUUGGUUUUUCUUCUAAAUUUAUGGGGUAGGUGAUGAUAAUCCUUUAUUGUAAUAUAUCACAUUUUAUUACUUUGCAUUAAAAUUGCCUUGAUGUUCAUUAAUAUCCAUUUUCAACUUUCUUGUGCAGCCUGCUAAAGAAGACAGUAAAGAAAUUGUUUUUGAAGUAAAAGAAGACAAACAGGAUUCAGAGGAAGGCCAAAGGGAGUCCAAAGAGGUGCAGACAGGUGAAAUAAGAAUUGAGAGAGUUCUUCCAAAAACUCCUAAGAGGACCAGAACUGUCCAAUGUAAAGUGGUUCUUUUGGAUGGGACAGAAUACAGCUGUGACCUUGAGGUAAGCCAGUGAGCCUUAAGACCUUUUCUGUUGAAAGAAAGCAGUGAGUGCAGUAUGCUUUUAUUGAAAUGGAAGCUAAUGAACACAUUUUUAUGAAUCUAAUGUGUUCAUUAUGGUAUUCACAUCACUAUGGCUAAUGGGUAGUAAUGAGCCAUGCCUUUAGCUUAUUACAACACAUCCCUAAAGUGUACUGUGAACUUUACUAUAACUAUCAAAACUGCAAGUGCAAAUGUAUUAUCUUCUGUUUUAACCCUUGGUUUACAGAUCAUAAAUAAAGUUCACUAUUGAAGCUAUUUUAUGCAUGGGUUCAUGAGUCUCAAAAUGUACCCUCUCCACUUAGUCUGAUAUAGGCCCCUCUCAGUAGCAGUACAACUGCAUUGUGUGGAACUGAUCCAAUGUCCCAAGUCCCAGGUCUUUUGUUCUGGUUCCCGAAUCUUCUAACAUUUUUAAAACUCUGCUUUAAGGGAAGCUGGUGACACUGCCACUUGCAAUGCUGGUGAGACCCCAGUCACCUGAAUUUGCCCAGAGAAAAUCAUGGAAAAUUUAAGAUGGUGGAUGGCUUCCACCAACAGCAUACAAAUCAAUAUGGCUAACCUGAUCCAAAACACCCACCCACCUCACUCACACACGAAAACAAAGAUCACCACAGCCAAUCACAAGCAAACAAUCACACCCUAGGCCAACCCCAACCUCUCUCACCACCAAAGGAACACAAGUGAACAACACAAGCAACGCUGACACCAAACUCUACAUACAUUAAACAUAAUAGAAACACCGCCACCCGACCCCACCCCCAUCCAUCUUCCCUCUCUCCACCCCCCCUUUCUUUUUUCCUUUUUUUCUUCUCCCCCUAAUGCCUCAACAAAUGAAACGGAUUUGUAAAAAUGUUACACGGAAGAAAAAAAAUACGAGGCAUUACACUUACUUCUGUAAAACAAGGAAAUCCUUAAUAAAAUAUUAAAAAAGAAGAUGAUGGUGGAUGGCUAGAGUCCGUCUGGUGCUCUACUUUGUGGUGCUCUCAGCUGUCCUCUAAGCAAAAAUAUAAAAAUGGAAACUCUUCUUGCCUGUGCUUGGUAAGUUGGGGGGCAGUGAAUGAUGGGAGCCAGGAGGGGCAGCACAGUAAUAGGAGGGAGGAGAUGCUGGUGAAGCUUAUUGGAUGACCAUGGGCUAGUCCUCCCUUGCAAUCAAACACACAUCAAAGGGUUGUGAGCAGGACAAAACUGACGCAUGAAAAGCAUGAGCACUGUCCUGAGCUUCUGGAGGAAUGUAAUGAGAUGUCUCUAGGAAGUUGGGCACAUGAGAAUACCAUUUUCCAGUUAGUCAUCACUAUUUGGAAUUCAGAAACAAGAUGCAGAGUUUGGCAGAACCAGGUAUCUGGAGCAGGGUUCCCUGAUGGCCAUUGGGCAUCUGGGCUGUUUGUAUGGGAGGAGACAGUUCUUCAGUGACCCAAGACUUUAGUAAGGGUGGGUAAUCACGGGCCACAUUGAGCAAUUACUAAACUUCCUUGGGAUCCAUGUCAAAGUAAACGUGUGUGUGGCUGAUGUUUAAGUUUUUUUGUUUUUUGUUUAAGUACAAAUUUUGGAGAAUUUUAGGGGGCUAAUAAAAAUCCUUUGCUAUUACUAAAUCAUAGUAUAGUAUCUAUGGGAGCAGUCAGGAAAAAAAAAUUUAAAAUAUUAAAAUGGAUUGCGGGGUGGCUCAAAUUUUGACAUCACGGCAUCACAGUGUAGGACCCAUUUUGAGAGUCAAUCUUUUUAAAACACUAAAAACAUUGACUCUCAAAAUGGGUCCCACACAUUUUGGAGGGAUCUAUUGGGGGGGGCAGAUAUUGCUUAUAGAGUGCCAGUUAGCUACCCCUGCUGUGCUCAGAAAAUGUUAAUACUAGUUUCAAAAUGUUCUCAAGGUCAGUUCCACACACUGACCUUAAUAGUCCAGUUUAGAAGCUACUUGUACACCUGUCACCAGAUCAUCUUUAGAAAAGACUGGGCAGCUGGUGAACCAACUAAAGUUGGAAGAAGUCCUCUUGAUCAUAGAUGCCAUCUGGUGAUCAAAUAACAGAGCCAGGGUCAGCCUGAUUUUUACAUUUUUCCUAAUUCAGGACAUAUGCCAAGGUAGCUCUCAUCUGCUAGGAAAUGGCAGUUUUAGGCCAGUUUUUUCACUGACUUGAGUGGAUCAUAUCUUUUCAUUUUUUCUAUAUUUUCUCUGCUUUAAUCCUUGACACCUCCCACAUUGUCUAGAUAUGUUUUUUGCCAGUAUUGUACCUACUAGAGAUAGAUGGGACAGCUUUCUGCAAAUAAAACAGAGAAAUCUUAAUGUUUAGAAGUAAAUAGACUGCUACGUUGUCCCCUUGUAGCUGUUCCUCUUCAAAAUUAUCCUCCUAUAGCAUUGUACUUGAAGAAAAAGUAGUGUUAUCUGUAAUAGUGGGAAAUUCAUUCACACCCAAUAAUGAUUUGCACUGACUAGUUGAUGCUAACGAUUGUUAACCACGGUGCUGAUGCAACACUUACAUUACACAUAAGACUGGUGGGAAGAUCAUAGGAGGAAUGGGGAAACUGGGAGAUGAAGGGAUUGUGUUGCUCUAAGCUGGCUCCCAAGCCCUUAACUAUGACUAAGAGAUUAGAAGUGAUGUACUCUGGAUUAAAACAGCUGUAAUUCCUCCCUCUCCUUUUUUUUUUUAUUACAUAGAUUUUAAAUGGUUUAGUUAUGAUUUUUUUUUUUUAGAACAGGGCAUACUGUAACUAUACUGCUUAAAAUUUUGCAAAAAUAGAGUGGCUGAAUUUGGAGUGUGUGCUGGUUGAAUACUAGGUGGACUAGCACUGUUCUCUGCCAGCGCUCAGGGACAUUAUUGUCAAUAUAUACCCUUUUGCAGUCAGAAAAGCUUUUAGUGUUUCUAGGUUGAGCCAGUGCUCAUCAAUGAAUGGUUGGUGUGUGGGAAAAAAAGGCCUGAGGAGGUGGGUUUAUGAAUGAAUGGAAGAAAAUAAUACUCUGUACUACGCAACAUUUUUUUUCUGUUCAGCUUUAUAGUUAGAUAAAUUAUUCUGAUUACUAUAAUAUACACUGUUCUCAAACAUAGUAUAGUUCUUCAAGUUAUGGUUCCUUGGGGUUCUGAAUAUACAUGCAUAGGAUUGUGCUGUUUGGGUGUCAAAACAUAUGCUUUAUAAUAAGCACUGAGUAGAAGUUUGAAACCCAAGGUCUGAAGUAAAGCUGUGUAUUAGCAGUUGAGUUGUUACUUACAAAGAAUAUAAUUCAUGUUGGAUGCCUUCAUAUGCCCCAACUGCAACAAAACAUGUUACUCCUGCAUCGGUCUCUACAGCCACAGUAGGUGCUGCAACCUUCCAGCAGUUUGACCUCAACCCCAAAGGCACAUUCCUCCAUUGUCUCCUGAAUGGUAUAAAUGCCGACCUCAUGUUGGCUGAGGAAAUUUUAUGGUGUCAGAGAAUUAGUAGCACAUCCCAAUUACCUUUCUAUCUAAAGGUAAGAUGUCUUUAGAUUCAGACACAACUACUAGCUGCAUGGCGCUGUGGUCUAAACCGCUGAGCUUCUUGGGCUUUCUGAUCGGAGCAGUUUGAAUCCGCGCCAUGAGGUGAGCUCCCACUGCUCUUUCCCGGUUUCUGCUAACCUAGCAGUUUGAAAGCGUAUCAGUGCAAGUAGAUAAAUAGGUACCGCUGUGGUGGGAAGGUAAACAGCGUUUCUGUGCGCUCUGGUUUCCAUCACGGUGUUCCAUUGUGCCAGAAGCAGUUUAGUCAUGUUGGCCACAUGACCCAGAUAGCUGUCUGCAGACAAACGCCGGCUCCCUUGGCCUGAAGCGAGAUGGGUGCUGAUUUACUGGGCUUCUGAUGUCACUGUGACAAUUGGAGGAAAUUAAUUGUUCAAGGUCCAAGUGCUGCUGUAUUUAUACCGUGUACUGAUUUAAUUUUUUUGAUUAUUUUAAUAUUUUAUCAUGUUUAACUUGCUUUUAUGGUUGGUGUCUUAAUUAGUAUUUUGUAAAUAGCCACGGGAUCCUGCAUGAAGGGUGGUUUAAAAGUUGAACAAACUAAGAAAUAUGGAUUGUAUUAUCUUAUGGAGACUGGACUUGCUGGAUGGAUACAUAUCAUGAGGCUUGUGCUAGAUAUGCUACUAUGUGCUGCCUAAUAUGUUAAGUGACCUAUCUUGAUGGUCUUCAACAGUAGCUGUUACAUUGAGAGUGUACAAUGUUACACACUGUAUUCAUUAAACAAAGCAAUGGAGUCAAAAGUAAUCUUACCUCAAAUUUGCCAGAGGCCGUGUUUAUAUAAAAUAGCUACUAUGAGAACAAAAUUUGAUGUGCUGUAUAUUAUGACAGGACUUUGCUUGCAAAAAUAACUGUUUCCCAUGAAAAUUAACAGGAGAAAUAGCAAUAGUAGAAAGUAGUUUGAUACAGUCAUAUAAAUUAUUAAACAGUUGUAACUAUGUUAAUGUAGCUUGAUUGCAGUAUGCACACAAUCUUAUUUUAGAAUUUGUUUUAAGACUCUAAACGUUCUACUUAAAAUAUUGAUGUUUUGAAGCUGGCUUCCUAAAUCCUGUUUGGCAUUGUUCUGUUUGCAUAGAACGGUCAAAAGUUUAUCCAUUUAUGAACAGAAACAUUUUACUAAAUUAUGUAGAUCAAAGGCAGAUUGGGACAUACUGGUAGAUCUCUCAAUGAAUUGCAGUAGGCUUGUAGAUUUUGCUGUUUGACAAUAGCAACAGCUAAAAUCGCUUCAUUUCAAAACCAGUUUCUGUUGGCCAUAGUGCCAGUGGUGCCAAAGUUUGAUUUUAUUUAUUUAUUUCUUUGCAUGCAGGUAUUUGAACUUCACAUAGUGAAGUGCAUCAAGUAGUUAUGUAUAGUUUUAAGUCUGACCUACUGCUGUUAUAUAACGUCUUAAAAUGCCUUUAGAAUAUGAUACUCAGGAUAUCUUCUGUGAAUGCUGAAAAGUGUAAGAGGGGUAAUUUAUGGUCACUGAACAGCUAUCUAACAAAACAGGUCUUUUCUCAUCCAAAUUCUGUAACUGAAAGCAGAGAAAUAAUUCAUCUUGGUAGCAUUUUUUAUGUUUUCCAUCUUGUGUAGCGUUGCCGUCUACCAAGUUUUAUUGGGUUUGAGGUGAGUGCUAUCUUUCUCUUCUUCCUCAUGCCAGGGGAACCUUAAAGUACUCUCCUGCUGGUCCCCUGAGAGCUAUAAGAGGAUGGUGCAUUAGAAAUGGGCAAGGAUCUCAUUACUGAUAAGGGAUUGCACAGGUGUGCUUUCUCAGUCUUGCCUUAACUUCUUAUGCUGUGCCUAAUGAGCCCUCUAUCCACAGCUUUUCCCCACCCCCACCCCCUGAAAGCUGUCUUCCCACCAGUCUCAUGGAAGGGGGAGUAAAUACUAUGUUAAGAGAAUAAAAAAGAGUUUCACUGCUCACAUUUGGAUUUCAGUGGAAUACUAGGCAUAGUCUCUCCAAAUGAGUAACAAUAUUUUGUUGAACUACACACAUAUAAAGUACACAUUCUGCUACUUUAAUUAAAACGUCUAUAUGUUUCAGUUGAUGUAGUUCUGGUGUAGAAAAAGAGAGAAGCUGUAUUGUGAAUAAUUUUAACAGCUUUAAUUGUUUUUUGAAUACUUAUCUUGUCUAAAUAAUGCAAAUGAUAUAAAAAGCUGGCUUAGUACUUCCUCUUCAUACAGCACAAAUGAGAAUUACAUUGGAGGCUUUCUACGCAGGGUGCUGUUCUAAUUAAACUUUUAUGACAAAAGGCAUUUAAAAGAUGGCUGCAUGACCAUAUUUUAUGCACGUCUGAACAACUGAAGCAUAUUGAAGCUGACAUAAGUUUUUAAUGGUUUUGUACAGUUUGCUUAGAUGAAAUAGAUGUGUGCACUUGCUACCAUAGGAGGAAUUAAACUUUCAAAUACCACAUGACCUAUGAUUUAUUAGUGAACUCAUGAUAUUUCUAAAAUGUAGGAAAGUGUGUUUUGAACCAUGAACAAUAUUUACUUAAAUCAGUUGUUGUAACAGAAGCUGUGCAUAUUGUCCAUCUUGUCUAUCUGUUUCAAAGAAACACUCCAAAAUUAUAUUAAUAACAAAGAUUAAUGCUAUGGGGGUAGGGGACAGCCUGCGGCAGUCCCAGGGUGUGGUCAGAAGGCAUGUGAAGGCUUCCUAAGCAGGUCUGGUCAGUGCCUAGAUGAAUGACAGUCUGUGUUCCAUGUGUAUGCUGCCAUGGGUUCCCUAAUAGAAGAAAGAUGAGAUAUAAAUGUAAAUAAAUAAAUCACCACUUUGCUACAUCCUGCUGGACUUUUGCUUGCUAGGCUGGAAUGUGGUGGGAUGCAUUCCUCCUCUUCAUUGUUCACUUUGCCCCCUCCCAUUUGCUUAAAGGGAGGGAAGAGAACUAUACCAGCUCCCAGAAUAGCAUACGUUUUUCCCAUGUUGGGGAAAUCAAAAGGCACUGGAUCCUGCAAAUGUUAUGCUGUCCCUAGUCCACUCUGACAAUAACCCUAAGACUCCCCAUUUAUUUUCCCACCUCUGUCAGAGCACUAACAAUGGCACUUUCCACCACAACACUAAGGAGGCAUCUUGUGGUGGACCUCUUAGGAAGCUGAUUUACACUGAGCCAGACCACUGGCCCAUCUAGCUCAGUAUAGUCUACACCAGGGGUGGCCAGCUCCCAAGAGACUGCAAUCUACUCACAGAGUUAAAAGCUGGCAGUGAUCUACCCCCUUUGGGGGCUUCAGGUCAAAGUUAUUGAGCUUUUUUAAGGAAGGAAAGUCCUGUUUUGGGGAGUGCAGGGCAAAAAUGCCGAGCUUCUUUUAGGGGAGCCAAAGUUGUUGAGCUUCUUUGGGGGGAGCCAGUGAUCUACCAGUAAUCUACCACAGACACCCAGUGAUCUACCGGUAGAUCACGAUCUACCUGUUAGACGUGCCUCGUCUACACUAACCGGUAGCACCUGGCCAAGAUUUCAGGCCUCCCUCUCAACUGGCAGGAAGGGAAGUCUGCAACAUCAAUGGCUAAUGAGUCAUCCUCGCAGGGAGCUUAGAAUUGUUCCCUAAGCUGCAUGUUUAUUCUAUUGAUUUCUGAUCAGACACUUAGAUUUAGAAGCAAAACUUAUUAUACUAGUCUAGUUUAGACUGAAGGCCCCUGGACCCUUUCCCAAAGAAGGGCAGAAAACAAAAUAAAGACACAAGCUACAUGUGACAUCCAGUUGCUUGUAGUUUCCCCCACAUUACUUUUUUAACAAAAUGCAGCUCUGGAGAUUUGGUGUGAGUAAAAGGCAUGCAUGUUAUCGAAGCUGAUAAUUCUUUCCUUCAGUUUCUUAAUUAAAAAUCACCUCCCCACCCCACAGGGAAAGAUAUGGAUGACUAUAUCUGGGCCAUGAUGCUGGAUGGAUGUAGAGGGAUAUAUUUGAUUAUAAAUCAUUAGCAGGCUGUUACCUUAGAAACGAAAAAAUCAGUUUGUUUUUGAAAUAGUUAAAAUCAAUGCAUUUUUUGAAAGUUUCAGUUCAUCAUCUUGAUUCAAAAUGGCAUCAGAUUGAAUCCAAACAUAUACAAAAACCUGCUCCUUAAUCUCAGGAAUUGCCACACAAAAUUAGGUUACAGUAGUUUAAGUCCAAAUGCAUAGUGAAUAGACAAACAACUUUCUAAGAUACAUAGUAGAUAAUGUAAAUUACUAAAAACAAAGAUUGAUACUUCCCAUACAGGUGUGCAUGCCAACCAAUAGUACUGUGUUGGGGGAUGCAUUGUAUGUGUAUGUAUGUACUUUUGUCUUUUUAUAUUGUAAACUAUGUAAUUUUUGAAUGAAGACCGGUAUAGAAAUUAUACUAAUACAAAUAAUCAGUUGGUAUAAGCUUUUAUACAGCAUGGGAGUAAUGGUCAUGUAGCCCAUGUAUACUACAGAAUGACUGCUUAGAGACAAGAGGCAGAUUUUGUGACCAACAUGCUAAAUGAGAUUACUUACUUGAAAGUAAGGCUGCAGUUGUUAUCUGAAUUGGAUUUUAAAUUAUUUUUAUAUGUGCAGUUCUUUUAUAUAUGUUUUUAUUGUAUUGUGGAAUUGCUUAGAGGUGCUCCAUAGGAAGCAAUUUAUAAAUGAAAUAAGGUUAGAAUACUGUUCAUGCUUACUUGGGAGUUAGUCUGAACAGAGUGGGAUUUACUUUUGAGUAAAUAUUUUUAUUUCAUUAGUUUUAUAAUAAAAUAAAAUCACAGCCUAAAAACUUCCCCAGACCCCCUCCACUAUACCAAGAGUCUACUAGCACUUCUGAAUAAAUAUUAAUAGGAUUGGACAGGAAUGUUUUAUUAGACAUCACUGUGCAAACUAGUAAACAAUCAGAUUUGAUCAGUAAAGUCUUGCUUAUUCAUAAUCUGAGCACUGAAGAUAGAGGUUCAUUCAUGCACGUCACGUCAUGGAUGAACCUGAUAGAAUGCUCAAUAACAUCUGGGUUUAUACUCCUUUUGAGAAUUUACUACUCCUUAAGCCCAGUAGUAAAGCACAACAAUACAGUGGUACCUCGCAAGACGAAUGCCUCGGAAGACGAAAAACUCGCAAGACGAAAGAGUUUUUGGUUUUUUGAGUUGCUUCGCAAGACGAAUUUCCCUAUGGGCUUGCUUCGCAAGACGAGAAACGAAAAAAACGAAAACGUCUUGCAAGUUUGUUUCCUUUUUCUUAAAACCGUUAAUACCCAGGGUGACUUCGAGGAGCAACUCAUAGCACGUGGUGUGGUAGCCUUUUUUGAGGUUUUUGAAGACUUUGGUGAUUUUGAAGACUUUGGGAAACCGUGCUUCGCAAGACGAAAAAUUUGCAAGACGAAAAAACUCGCAGAAUGAAUUAAUUUCGUCUUGCGAGGAACCACUGUAAGUACAAUACACAAUUUGUGUCCUUUUAUAGUACUUAACUACUGAAAUGAGCUAUUCCUAUCCUCAUGUGUCCUUUUCUUUUACAUAACCUCCCUUCAACUCAGUCUGUUUGAUAGAUGGUCAGACUCAUUCUAAAGAAAUGUUAAGUAUAUAAAAUGGAAAAUUGUUUGUAUUUUAUUUCAAUUUCAUUUUAAAUCAGGCUGUUUGUAAAAGGAGCUUGUUACAACUGCAUUUUUUUAUUCUUUGGUUAAAAGUUUUUUAAAGUUGUUUUUUAAGCUACCUUGGGCAGGAGGCAGUUAGUAAAGGCCUCCCAUAAUAUCAGCCACAAGUUAGGAAAUGUGUGCGUGUGUGUUGUACCUGAAUAUAUAUUUUCCCAUAAUCUUGCUUAUUCUCUGAUGUAUUUGUUGAUAUACGUUAACUACAUAUUGUUCCUUGUGUUUCAAUGGAUGAGAUGCUGCAUUGAAGGAUCUAGCUAAAACUGUAAAUACUGGGAUCUAAAUUGAGCAGUCCAGUCCUGUAUGAAUGUGCUUUGAUUCCUUUUGAAACAAACAAACAAUGUAUUUAUUGUGCUUGGUAGUUGCACUGCAUACCUUUUCCCCCUUGUCCUUUGUAUUUGUACAGUAUAGCUCACAACUACUGUGUAGUGCAUAGCUCACAGAGCAUAGCAGGCUUGUUCAGUUUUGAGCUUUCUAUCUCUGGCUGCUAGGCACAAUAACUUCAGUGUCGCAAGAGCCUACACAUAGGCAGUUGAUGGAGUUCCUUUGGAAUUGCAGUGGCGUCUAGUGAAAUCUGCAGGAUAAGCAAUUGCAAAAAUGCCUUUCAACUGCCAGGUCUCAAAAAUGUCAUAUUAUGGCUGCUUUACCAAAUGCCAUAAAUAGCAGAGUAAGGACGUGGGACUUGCUUGAAGUAUAAGGCAGCAUGCUGAUCCUCUCCAAUUGUGCCAAAGAGAAAUUGCAGUUUCUCAAAGAAUUUCCAAAUAUCAGUGUGAUAAGCCUCAGGGGCUUUUGGGUCCUUUGCUAACACCUUGCAAUUUAAGUAAGCCCCAGUCUCUACCGCCAAGCAAUGACUCCUGAGGAGACCAUGUGUGGGUCCACCUGUGCUGGAAGGAACAGGAUGGAGCACUAAUUCAUCUGCAUGAUGGGAGAGAGGAGUACAGCAGAAUGGCCUCAGCUGAACCAAGUGUAGUCAGUGGCAGAUUGAUAGGUCUGCACAGUAUGCACAGAAUUAGGGCCCCAUGUGACAAAGGGUGCCCCAAAUUCUUAGCAUAUAUUGUUAUCUGAGAGGAUCCUUAUGAAACGUGACUAAAAUAAUGGAUUGCCAUUGCUGAUGAUGUUGAUGAUGAUGAUUAGCUGUUGCUGUUUCUGCUUUUCAUUCCUCCUACUUCCUGAUUAAAGUCAGCGGAGGCUGGUCCUUUAGGCCAUCCAGGCCAACUAGUGCUUAUCCCUACCAAGUAAAAUGCAAAAAUUUCCCUAAAAUCUCAAAGCCAUACAUCCUUCCACAAUCCAUUUGAGACACUUGGAGAGACUGAUCUGUCAAUCUUCCAUUCUCUGACCAGCUCUCUGCACCACACAGCCAAUCUCAGUCCAAAAGUAUUGCUAUGGCCAGGAGGUCCUACCCAUCUGUCUCCAUACCGAAAAACAUCGUGAUAGUAAAUUUGUAUGUUAAUGGAACUUCCAGCACUUUUAGCCCUUGUUGUGCAGUUUCCCCCUCUUUUCUGUUGACAUGUUGGCAAUCCAGCCACAUUUGCAGGUCUGCUGUUCUGAAUGACCCAGAAGCCAGUACGUCUGUUCUGAGCAUGCUCAGAGCUGUUUGCUUUAAGGCCACACCUACGCAGAAGCAAAGCUUAGGGCCCAACGUCCCUGAUCAGCUUUGUUGUUUUAUUCUAACCCCCUCCCCCACCUACCAUUUAUGUGAGUGAGCUACACUGGACACAUGGUGAGUCUCUUGUUUGUAAAAAAAAGGGGGUGUUGUUUGUUUAUUUUACUUAUACUAGUUUUUAAAUUGAUGGGGAAGAUAGGGAUGGCAAAAAAUGGGGAGCACAUUUCCUGUAACAGUUCACCUUCAUUAAAAGAUAAUGGAAUUAAGAAAAUAACAUAAUUAUGCUAAGGAUUGAGGGAAGGGGAGGAGAAGAGAAGGAAGAGAAGAGAAGAGAAAAUGCAUUAUUUCUUUCAUUUUCUUUCUUGACAUGCUGGACCAUGUAUUUCCUUUGGACCGUUGCAACUUCUUUUGUAAACCCGGAGUGGAACUGCCCUAGGUUCUGGUGGAGCACAUAAAACGCUCUUUGGACCUUAACAUUACUAUGUGUUGGUGCUGGAGUCACUUGUCCCCAUCCCCUGGGCCUGGCAUUUUGGUAAAAGACUAAGAGUGAUUCCAAGUAUUAUGUGGCUGUCUAGCAAAGACUGGUUACAUUCAGUGCUAGUCCUACUCAGGGUAGACCCACUAAAAUUAAUGGAAUUAAAUUUGUCAUGUUAAUUUAUUUCAAUGGGUCUCCUCAGAGUAGGACUAGUAAUGGACACAACCUAAUGAAUUUAUAUUCCAGAUUGACAUUUCUGUUGUGGAACCAUUUUACUAAAUUCAAACAGAUUCCUCUUUCAAAACCUACAUGUUCUUGGAUUAAAGGAUGCAAAUCUUAAAUUACAUUGCUUACUCUUUGAUAUUUUUGUGUGACACAGUGCUAUUAUUGGAAGACUUCAAGCUUACUAUUAGGAAUUGUAUGUAGCUUUUUGUUCUGUUUAAGAGUAUAUUUCAAUUACUUAAAUACCGGGGGGGGGGGGGCCAUCUCUUAACAGGGGUUUCCUAUUUACCAAUUGCAGGUUUCAAGUACAGCUGUUGGGUUCUUUCUUCUAAUAAAUAAAGGAAAAUAAGGAGGAACAAAUUUUGAACAUUUUUUCUUUGUUAGUAUGUUGAAGUGAGACGCCUUAAAAAGUUUUAACAUAUUUAUAGUUUGAAAUAAAUGUUUUAAUAGUCUAUCCUGUUACUUGACAGUAGUGUUCUUUCUCCUUAGAAAAAGGCUAAAGGCCAUGUGCUAUUUGAUAAGGUGUGUGGACAGCUUAACUUAUUGGAAAAGGACUACUUUGGUUUACUGUUUCAAGACCAUGCUGAUCAGAAGGCAAGUACUAAAUUUUGCAUUAAUAACAUUUGUUUAAUGUUUUCAGUCUUCUCCAUCCUACUUCAGAGCCUCAAACUUCAGAGAGCUCUUAUGACUAGCAUGUUUGGUCCUAGUUGGUGGUAAACUUUUAACAAGUAACAUAUUUCAAAUUGAGGAAGAAUAUCAGUGCCAGUAGCAUUGGCUCCAUUCCCUAGGUUCAUUCAGAUAAUUCUCCUGAAGGAUUUGAAACGAGCAGUGGGGAACCUCAGAUUCAUGUGCAGUCCUUCUCUUCUUCAUGUGAGGGGAGAAGAUUAGAAGCUACUUAGCAGCAAACCAUAAUCUCCCCUUGGAUGUGAAGGAGGCAAGAAACCUAUGCCUGAGGCUUGCUGUCAUGGUUAGGGUGAAUCUCUAUGGCCAAUCUCACUGUCAUGAGAUUCAGCACACAAGCCAUGCUCACUCUUGUCCUUCCUACUCUUCUGUUCCUAGUGGACAAAUAUGCAUGUAAAGCAAUUUUCUCAACAAAGCCCAAAAAUUACAAAACCUAGGAAAAAUUACAACAAUGCCAGGAAAAACAUCAACAGCAAGGAGAUGGCUCCAUCAUGAUAACCCAGAAAUACAACACCCAUUGGUGUUUUCCCCAUGGUAGCCUACAACACUGCAGCAAGGCUUGAUUUAAAGCUGUGAGGACUUCUCUUGCAUUUGGCGUUUCAGCUCAAACAUUCAUCACCCCGCUUUAUUGUUUUCCUGUUUACUAAGGAGGGAAACGGAGCAAUAAUUUUUGCAUUGGGGACUGAUAAGGAUCAUCUGUUGACAAGACACAGUCUUUCUCUUUUUCUGAGGAGGGUCUUGUCUGCAUUUACAUGAAAGACAAAAAGAAAGAGAUAGGAAAGAGCAAAGCCAUACCAAGCUCAUCAAAUCAAGAAGAAUUCUGCUAACCAGGGUGUUGGCAUGAGAACUCCUGGAUAUUUUAUGUAGCUGUUUAUCAGCAGCUAGGCUCUGAGGCAAAAUGUCAAUAAUUGAACUUAAUUUUGACAUUAUGCUCAAGACAUUCAGCAACAGUUUUUAAAAAGCUAUUUUAUCUUUCUCGUCUCUAACCAGAUGAGAAAAUGUUGUCAAAAUUUAGAAAUUAGUGAUCUGCACCAAAGAAAAUGAUAAAUAUAUAAAAUGACAGCUUGUAAUGAUGACACAAGUGGACACAGAAAUCAUAUUUGUUUAUAUUGUUUCUCCUUACCUUGCCAUGUUGUUUUUUGAAUUUUAUAAUAAGGAAUACACAUUACUGAAGCCUCUUACAGAUUUUAUCAACUGAGUUUUGCUACUAUUACCUCUGCCGUCCCUCAAAUUUAAAAAGCUUAAGAUGGAAUAGUUCUCAUCUUGGCACCCAUGUAUCCUAAUUCAUUUUUUCCUACUGUGGCCAUUGCCUCCUCAGAUUAAAAUGCCACAAAAAUCUCUGACCUACAGCCCAGUAAAUGCUGAAUGAUGUGUGUUUUCUUAUUCUUGUACAUUCAUCAUAGCCACCCAUUUAUGAGCCAGCUGUUGCACUAGACUGCAGCUGCAGAAUGUAGAAACUGAAUGCCAGGCUCUUUCUUCUCAGCAGAGAACUAGAUGUGGUCCCUAAUGAAGCUCCAAGGUACUUUGGAAAGGAGAUCUAGGUAGUUAACUGUGGCAUAAGUCUGCACGAUUUUUGACAACUUAAUGAUAUUUACAGACAGCAGAAAAAUAUUUUGUUGAAAAGUAUACAUGCUAUCAUAAAUGCCCAAGUGAUUUAUUUGCACCAUUCUACUCUGAUUUCAUUAUGAAUUGUGGCAAGUAGUGCUUCUCUGAUUCCAACAUUAAAGCAUCUAAAUAUUUGUGGGGAAGCACCUUACAUAUCCUUGUAGACAGUUUAGUGCUCUCUGUUUUGAAACAUCAGACCAUAGAUUUUGUGAACAAAAUCACACUGAGGAUAAGAUGUAGAAUAUGUUCAGCUUUCUGAUUAGAUUACAUUUUUCUUUUUUUGCUUUUUUGUAUCAUUUACAACUGCUGUAUAAUGAAGAGACAGUCUGUCUUUUGUGUGGAAUAAGACAAAGAUAUUGCAUAUCCAGUAGCCUUUUCUUGAGUGGUUGGCAAAUAUAUAGUGAGAGAUAUUGCAAUCCAUGCUGAUCUUUGCCUUCUUUAAAUGCAGGUGGAUGAGAUAGAUGGCCCGGGAUAGUUUUUCAAAAACAUUUAUUAUAUUAUUGUUAUUAUUAUCUAUUUUUGCUAAAGUCAUCUUCCUGUCAGGUGCAAAUAUAUGCAAAGAGAAGGAAGAAAAUCACUAUAGCUUGAUAUCUGAAGUAGACUUGCUGUCAAAGAAACUGCAGGCUGAUUUUGAAAGAAUAGCAAUAACUUAGUUUCACAGAGCUGUAUAUAAAAUGUGUCUUUAAGUAUCCCGUGCUUUUCUUCCAACUGCAUCAAUCUUGUGCAAUUCCUUAUUAUUCCUUUUUUCUUUUCUUUUUUAGAAUUGGCUUGAUCCUUCAAAGGAAAUAAAGAGGCAAAUUCGCAGUAAGUAUUAAGCAGGUUUUAAAAUUAUUUCACAACUGAGCAGAACAUUUCUGUUGGUUCUUGAGUUUCAUUUAGUUAGUCUUUCAGAAACUAAUUGCAGUGCAUUUGUCUGCAUCAGACCGAAGCCCAAGAAGGUUGGAGACCUGUCAACUGCAAGGCAGCACUAUCUCUUUAGUGUCUAAGACUAUGUAUAUCCACUUCAGAAAUUUUCUCACACACUGCUGUUUUUAAGAGUAACCUUUGCCACCAAGCAGUGUGCAACUUUUAUUCAUUUUAAGCACCACCAUCCCAUUUUUCUGCUGGAAAGGCUUCUCAAAAUGCACUUAGAUUUCUGCCCUCACAAAACUUGCAAUUUAAAAUACCCAACACAAAAAGUAAAAGGAUAGGAUGGGAGGAGGAAAAUGACAAACCUGUACAGUAGUUUUAAAGUUUCUAAGUUAUUAUACCAACCAGCUGGGAUGGAAACAGUUCAGAGAGAUGGGAAACCAAAGACAGCUAGUUUUUUGAGCAUAGCAGAUCGCGUAGCCUUGCUUCCCUUCUUUGGCAUUUGCAAAUAUGCUUGUUCUUUUUGUUUAACUUUAGUAUCAGUAGCAAAAGACUUUGAACAGUGUCAGGUAUGGUAAAAAACAUCUCUUUUACAUUUGUAUGUUUGGCCGUACAUUUGUAUGGCCAAACAGUAUAUAACCAUUAUGGGAAGGAUCAUUACAGGAAGGUUUUCAUGUUCCUACCCUACACAUGGUUAAGGGCCUUGGUGAGUUAGCUUAAAUAGAAGCUGGAAAAGAGUUCUACCAAGUACUUCCUCAUUGUGCUCAUAGGGUGUCACCUUUUCAUUUGUACAGAGAAAAACAGGGAAAUGGGGCCGGGAGGAGGAUCAGUGGAUGAGAGACAAUGAAGUAUUUCUGAUUAGACAUGCUCACUAAAAUUGGGAAGUAGCUUCUUAGUAAUUUGAUACACGAGGAAAUUCUCAGGCUACAUUCUAAGUUUUGUGAAGUCCUUUGCUUCAAUAUGGUACCACAAAUAUCAGUACCAUACAGUUUUAUGAUUCUAUGAUUUUUAUUCAGUAGCAUUAUGUUAGCUUCUGAAAAUAAGGCACACUUAAUGUAUUGGUGGCUUGUGUUCAUGAUAGCCAGAAUAUUCCUUCAAAGAACAGUAACGUUUGAGUCUGAAGUGCAACACUGCAGAGAUUUGCACUUUACACUAAACAAUUAUUCAUUUGGCAUGCAACCUACAGUCGUGAAAGGUCAGAUUUGCAGCCUAUACAUACACAGAUUCAUGAAUAGAAUGAAGAAUGCCUGUAAAGGUUACUGUGCAGCCUACAAUGCUGGAUUCCAGAUCAUAACUAAAACUAAACUUAUUUUUGCAGUCAUACAAAAAAUCUAGUUGAUUAUUUUCUACCUACUUGACAAUAGUACACUUUGCAAGAGAUCAUCAAAUGUUUCAACUAUUUGUACGUUCAGGGUUACAUACACAUUAUCUCUCUUUUACGUUGGAGUUAACAUGCCUGGGAUUGCACUGCAAUUUAGGAUUAAAUGAAGAAACAGUCAACCUUAUUUAUGGUUUCAAUUGAUAAUUAAAAACAAAAACAAAAGUAGGACUAACAGUUUCAAUUUUAAAAUGUAGACAGUAAGCUUAAUUAAAUAACACUAAUUAUAAUGGUAAGGUUCUAUGUAUGUUGAUUAAAUCUCAUAUUUCUUAAAAUAAAUGCAUGUAACUUAAAAAAAUGUUUUGCAUUUAUUUUUCUUUUUAAAUCAGGCUUCUAUGUCAGCAUAAUAGCCAAAUUCUAUAGUUGUACAAAUUUGCAUAUACUUGUUGUGUAUAUAUUCUUGUUUAUUAUGAAAGGGGCAGAAAGUGUCAGGCCACUAGCCAAUGGGAAUAUUACUUGGCCGCAACACCCUUGGCUUCUGAUAUUUUAUUAAUUUCAUUGUCCACACAAGCUAAAGACAAUAUUCACAGGUAGGGGACUAGAAGUAAGCUUUAUAAAAAAGGCGAUGAAGAGAAUGAGCUGAGAUUUCCCAGGACGCUGAGUUCUGUUCCUAAUAUCAACUGCCUGCUGCCUUGCUCUUUUGUGCUGAAUGCAGUGGUUUAGUUGUGCUUAGGGAUGGGAGAGUAAUUCAAUUUGGUUCACAUUUUGAUGUGAGCCUACCUAAUUCUCAUUUCCAAAAUGCAGUUACCCUUUGAAAUUCACUCUUAUCUGAGUUCUGCAAUGCCAUUCUCCAAUUAAAAAAAGUUUGCAUGAAUGCAUAUAUCAAAAGUGUAGUCCAACAUCUUCUGGAGGGUCAACCGGUUCCUCAUGUAUAUGUUGAUGGCAUCUCACCUCAAAUCUUUGGAUGACUUGACUUAGCGCAGUGGUUUCAUGUAGAUGUUAAAUAGCACGAGGGACAAAAUAGAAACGGUUAAGAUCCCAAGGAGUUAUAGUAGUAGCUUUGCAAGAGAACUGAAGAAUAUGUAAAAUAUGUUCAACUUUUAAAAGUGCUUUGAAAGUAUCAUGUUCUAGUUUUUAGUGUACAUUAUUCCCCAAGUGUAUAAGUAGUAGACGUCAGUGUACAUGCUUUUGUCUUCUUAUCCUCCCACCAAUACAUUUCCUGGCCUUUUGGAAUUUCCCAAUUUAGAUUUGCCCUGGCUAUUUACAUUUAAUGUGAAGUUUUAUCCCCCGGAUCCCUCACAGUUAACAGAAGACAUCACCAGGUAUGCCAUGAAGCAUUACUACUUGACUUUGAAUCCUGUGUUUUUCAUAUUUCCUUGGAAUGCUAUGUAAAGUUUAAGUCUGUAAGCUUAGGAGAACAUGACCAAGAUAGAAAACACAACAAAUAGUUUUUGGCUCAGAGCUCGGUAAUGUCUGGAGACAUCUUGCACCUGCUUGCUGCUAGCAACUUAUCCUGAAUCAGGAUUCUGAAAUAUUUCUCUUGGAUCUCUGAUAGUGUAAAAGUUAAGAUAACAAGUGAAAAUGUAUAUGGCUUAUAGAUUCCUUUAGAUGAAUUUUGGGGAGCAGGGACUGGCAUAACCUGAAGCUUUCUGUUGUGGAGAGAGGGCUAUAGGGUAUAUGGGACAAUGAGACAGGAACAAAAUUAGCAGUGAAUCAAUAAGAAAUAUUCAAACACCCGAGUAAUUGGGUGUAAACCAAUUCCAUACGAAAUAAAGUUUCAGUAAGGAUGUUUUGAUUGUGAACUAAAAUAUCUUUGCAGUGAAUUUUAACUAUAAUCCAUUUGUACUAGAAAUCAGAAUAUUGGUGCUAGGAUUUCACAAGUGUAUAUCUGUUAAUGGAUAUCAAUUUACACACAUACAUUUAUUGGUGGAUAUAUAUGAAGAACAUGUUGCACUUGGAAUCCUAUGUCCUUUAAAAGGUAUUUUUGUGGCAUGUUUUUUAAAAAAAACAAAAACACUUUGCUUUAAUAAAGAUAUUUAUCUUUUUAGUUUUCUUAACAUGUCAAAAUAAAUAAGAAAUAUUUGUCUGAUGACAUUUUCUCUGUUCAGGUACUUCCUAUGUUUGCAGCUUCGUCAGGAUAUUGCUUCUGGCCGCCUACCAUGUUCUUUUGUGACCCAUGCUCUCCUUGGUUCAUAUACUCUACAAGCAGAACUAGGUGACUAUGAUCCAGAGGAACACAACAGUGAUUACAUAGGGGAAUUUCAGUUUGCACCUAACCAGACAAAAGAAAUGGAAGAGAAAGUAGUAGAGUUGCACAAAACACACAGGUGGGUCAUUUCUGAACCUUUGAGUUCUGUUCCCUUUCCUAGUAGUGGGUAGAACUGGAUUUCAUGCAGAAUCCUAAUACCUAGAAUGCCUUUGUAUUUCUUUAUAACCUUAAUUUGGAAUAUCACAAGCAAGCUCAAGCUUAAGAGUUUUUUGUUCUUAAAGAUUUGGAAAAUCAGCCAAAGGUGUGUCCAUUGACUUAGCCAGUAAAAACAGUAACAAACUUCUGAUGGAAAAAAUUAGAUUGAAAUUACAUUUGUAAAUUGAAACCACAGUUGAUGAUCAUCUGUCCUCAUCAUGAACUUUUGCAGUUAUGACUACAGCGCUUCAUAUCUGAGCUACUUUUGUUUUUCUUUUUCACUUGUUCUGGAGUUAAUAUCCAAGUAUAUUUGAAUAGUAUGGUAACAUUUUUCGAACCAAUAAAUCCUCAAUAUUCCCCAGUGAUUGUGUACAAGAAUGAUGUAAUGGGGAGAGGUAGAUUGUUUUCAGUGUAGGCUUAAUCAUCUAGAGAAAAACAUCAUCAGAUUUUUUUCACUCAUAAAUUACUUUUAUUAUUUUUCCAAUCCAGCAAAAAAUGUUUUGUGAGAUUAUAUAAUGCUAGAGCUGCGCCAUUCAGGUGAGCGGCCCUAUUCAUGAGCAGGCAACUUCUGUAGUUAUCUCUCCAUUUUAUUACUGCUAGUAUGUGGUAUAAUACUGUUGUGACAGGGGAUAACUUCUUUAUCCUCUCCCACCACUGCACUCAGUGGCAACAGCAUAAGCUUACUCUUGUCAUCCAUAUUUUAAGGUUGCGUUGUUGAACACCGGGCAUCAUCCAGCCAAAACCAAGCAAUUUAAGUUCUGACUAGUGGUGGGUAGCAUACGCUUCACUUGUCAUUGAAAUUAGUAGGACUAAAGCAAGUAAUUUUAACUUGACUGUGCCCCCAGCAAAGUGUGUGUUUUGCUGAAAUCAUUGGGUACUUCAUGUAGUUAGCUUUGUGAGAAACUGAACAUUUUGUAUCACAUGAGGGAAGAGGAACGUUUCACAGAAGGAAUCUACAAAAUAUAAUUAGUCAGACUUAUACAUUUUGCAAGUAAUUGGAACCUUGUGUAUAUGUUUUAAAAAGACUUCCCCGCUCUGUGAUUUACUUGCAUUCAAGUUGUUUUGCUCCUCUUCCCACCCACAAACCCAUGGUGAUUGCAACAUAAACAGAUACAUUUCAAUAUGAUCCAUAAUCUCAGCAAGGAAACUUAAAUCUGUCCAGUUCGCCAUUUGCACUGCUAGAUAGAGAAAGCCAUGAUUGGGCAAAGUGUUACUGUUUUAGGCAACAGUGAACUACUGUGUAACAGUUGUAGCCAAAAUUAUUAUACUGUCCUAUGCCCGUCGUGGCAUCUCAGGGUGGUUCACAACAUUAAAAUUGCAGUAUAAAAAAUAUCAGAUAUUAGAUGUGUUCCAGCCUUAGCACUUGUGGGUAAUAUACCUUUGUUAUAGAAGAAGGAGAGUAGCAGCUAAUUUGUGACAGUUGGGGCAAGAGUUUCCUACUGUCGGCUUAACAUUUAAGAAUGUCACAAGCAAAUGCUUAUGACCUAGAUUUCUUGGUGACAGAGGCAACGAUAUCACUGCAAUAGCAACAAGUUUAGAUCAAAUUUCCCGAUACUCUGUUCUUCAAAGAAUUUCUUAUUUGUUUUCUUCUUUAUUGUGUAAUGCUCCUGCAAGCAGUUGAGAUACGCAUGUGUGCAGAAGUUGCCCCUUUUGUUCUGUAAGGUUCAUGUUGAAAGGAGGCUUGUCAAAUCUUUCAAUAAGGUUCAUUCUAAGCCAAGUUUUUUAAAAAAAAUCUCUUCCCACAUUUAGGGGGUUCCCUGAUAAAGAGGGUGAAUGUUCCAUUAGUAGAAGGUGGGGUCUGUGAAGGGCUCUGCUGAAGUGUGGGCAGGAGUGUUGUGGGGUGAAUAGUGGUCGGGCUUGAAGUAUAUGUUGAAGGAACUGCAUUGACCAAGACCAGCCUUUCCCAACCUUGGGUCCCAUAUAUUAUUGAACAACAAUUCCCAUCAUCUCUGACUACUAGCUAUGCUGGAUAGGAAUGGUGGGAGUUGUUGUCUAGGGAUUCAAGAUUGAGAAAUGCUGGUCUAAAUUAUGUUGGCCCCAACCACUCCACCAGUACCUUUCAGGUAGUUCAACAGCAGCUAGUAAAUUUUAGAGAUGGUUUUGGUCAAAGAAUAUGGAGCUGCUGUCACAUACCGAUGGGAGGGGGAAACCCAAAGAUUCCCAAAUGCCCCCACCCAUUCUCGCCAGAACAGGACACCUGUGUUAAGAAAAUCCCUGGUUUCCCCCCCACUAAAAAUGGUUCUAAAAGCAAUCUCCAACAUAGCAAAUCGCUUUUUCUAUAACAUGUUGCACCUUUGCAGCCUUUUCCAUAGGAGAUAGAUGCCAGGUGAGGAUAACUCCCUGAUUACUUACCCAAACAUGAGAGAGUACUGUUUGAAGAUUCAGGUUCUGUUGCUUCUUUAACUUACUUGGAGACUUGGCAGACUUGCUAAGACCUUGGCUUGCAUAGUUUGAGCUUCUGCCAUUAAUUUUUUAACCAAAAUGUUUAUCAGAGACUUGGUGCGGUGUUGGUGUUUAAAUAAUAUCUGCCAUGCCAUUUAACUAGUAUCCUGUCAUUUAGUUUCAGUGCUUUUCUAUAGAUGCGAGGGUCAGUGACUGCUAGGAUUGAAUGUGUAGCUGAAACAAGGUGCUGUUGAGGGCCAGAUGCUUGGGAUAAAUGGAAUAAUCAACCAAAUUAAACCCUCAAAAGGCUACUGCUAGAAACAGGCUGUUGUAGGGACAUGGAUCUGAUGCAGGAAGGCUUAUGUUGUUCUUGAUACUCAUUUUUGCCAUGAAUUUUCUUCUGUCAAUCAUUCCAGAGGCUUGACUCCAGCACAGGCAGAUUCCCAAUUCUUAGAAAACGCCAAGAGACUUUCCAUGUACGGAGUGGAUUUACAUCAUGCUAAGGUAUUGGCCAGCAUUUCUAUAGAUGACAUUUCAUUUGGAACAGAGGGGUGUGGAACCUUAUCCACAAGGGAAUGUGGCAUUCAGGCUGAAUAACUUUCUGAGGCCACAUGCCAUCAGUUGGUGGGACCAAAGCCAAAAUUGUGCAGGGCCAAAGCAGCAUACACAUUCCAUUUAUACCCAGCUAUCCACACGUACUCCACCUAUUCACACCCUUUCAUACAUCUACAUACAAGCAUGUACCAUCUUCAAUCAUUCAUUUUCUUUAUGUUGCACAUGCCUCACACAAAAUCAUUUGCAUUGAACCAAUCGCAUUGCAUUUUAAAAAUAAGCUUUUCCCUUUUCUUUUUUUCUUUUUAAAAAAAUCCUCUUAAGUAAACAGAUGCUCCAUACAGACUUUUCCCCAGCUUGUAUUUUAGAAAAUAGGGCUUAAACUCCUGACAGUUUAUAUCUCUCUUUACUUUUUCUAUCCCCAUCUCAAUCACUCUCCUCCCCCCCCCCCCCGGUCUCUAUACAUCCUCUCUUCUUUUCUGCCAUGCAUGUGCACAUACCUCUGCAACAUGCUGUAGUUUUCAGACUGCAGUUUUACUUUUGCCUCCUUCUUUCUCCUGGUCAUUUCUGUGUUGUCUGCAUACAAACCUAAUUCUCUACAUCUCCUCUCUUCCCUUCUGUGAAUCAUACAGUGCCCAGAAUAAUGCACUUGAGAUGAAGCCAGAACCAGAACUGAUUCUAGAAUGUGUUAAAGGCAGGCUAAGCCACUGGAGGGAAAACUUGACACUCAAGAAUUAAACAUACAUAGGGUUGUGCUACAACUCAAUGCCUUAAUGGGAUUUCUGUUGAACUAUUAAGGUUUCUGUUCUCUUUUGCAUUUAAUACUGAUCGUAUCCAUCUAGCCUCUGUUUGUUUUAGAGUUUUACAACCUUUUUGAGUCCACGGCUCCCUUGAGCAACAACAUUUUUUCUGCGGCACCCCUGUGGGGCUUAGGGGCCCAAUUAUGUCACCCCUUGCCUGCAGAACUGGCAGCCGUUUAUCACUUUUCGAACACCCUCCCUUUUGUAGUGUUCCCUCAGCCUCUUCUCCCCUCUCUUUGGGAGUCCUCUAGGCAGCCACUGCUGCUACCCCUGGUCUUUGAGCUGCCCCCCCCACCCCAAAGAAAGAUGCCUUCUCACACUGCCCUACAGGGGCCUGGAAGCACCCCCUGGCCAGCCCCAGAGGCACCAUUUGCCUGAGAAGCUUGUAGCCAGGGCUGCUGCAGCAAACAGCUAUGCAAGCCUUGGGGAGGCAGAGACACGAGAGGGCAUCAGAGGAGGGAGGGAAGGAAAGAGGGACAGAGGCCAGUAUUGCUCACAGCACCCCUGAUCAUCAUUCAAAGCACCCCAUGGUGCCAUGGCAUACUGGUUGAAAACCACUGAUUUAUUCUUUAGAAAGUUUAGAUUUUUCUAUCGCUGUUUUUUUCUUAGCUUCAAUCUCUCAUCACUUCCUGCUGACUCUUUAAAAGGUUACAUUUUGUCUUUGCUACUCCAUUAGUCUUAAGGGAUCUGUCAAAGAUCACUGCCCUGUGAUCUUUGGAUUAAAGGCAGUAUUUAAAUAUAAUAAUAAUAAUAAUAAUAAUAGUUUUGAUAAACCUGCUGUUAUUACUCUCUUGUAUCCAGCCUCUCAUAAAAUCUUGUUAUUUAUCUCUAUAUUUCCAGAAUAAGUUAUUUUUCAGCUCAUAACCACAAAAUGUAUUAGUUCAAUAUUAUAUUUUUUCUGGUUUUUAAACUUCUAUUUCUUAAGCCUUUAUUUAAGACUUUUUUCUGCCUACGAUACAGUGCUCCUUGAUUUUCCAAGUGUUAUUUGGAUGAGCUUAGCAUACCUUCCUGCUCUUUUGUCUUCUUCUUUCCAUAUUCCUUUAAUAUUCCAAUAGAAAUUACUUUUACAAUUGUCUUGAUAGGAUUCUGAAGGCGUUGACAUCAUGCUAGGGGUAUGUGCCAAUGGGCUUCUCAUUUAUAAGGACAGGCUCCGAAUCAAUCGUUUUGCCUGGCCCAAAAUACUGAAGAUUUCUUACAAACGCAGUAACUUCUAUAUUAAAGUCCGACCAACUGAGGUAAGCAUUUGACUGGCAUAAUUUGCCACUCUGUUGUUCUAACUUUCAGCUCAGAAGUUCUUUGAAAAUAGGUCCAAUCUUACAGCGAUUUGCAUUUUGAAUAAUGUAGGAAUAUGUCCAUUUGGUAUAGUUUUUUAGCAAAUACAGUUUCAUCCCUGGUAGCAUAGAUAAUUAAGGUUUCAGUAUGUCUGCAGCGUGCUUUCUGAUGAUUGGACACACUCCUGCCCUGUAAAUUUCCUUACUGUAGUGGAAGGUUGCCAUGUUCUCACAUCUGCCAUUAUUCAGCUCUUAGUUUAUGUGAUUUGGUCUCACUGGAGUGGUUUGAAUUAUAUUUAGGGAAGCUCAUGAUGUGGUUUAAGAACACUCUACCAUUUGAGUAGGUUUUUCCCAUAACAUGCAGUUCAGCUUCUGAGAGUUAACUGCUACUGAUUUCAAAAACAAAUGUCAGUUCCGUUUGGAACUAACAUUGAGAAAUGUGGAAACAUUUAGUUUUAAAAAUAGCAUGGUAGUUUCGAGCCUGCUUGAACUAUGUACAAAGCUGAGAAACUCUGGACAAUACUUGAAGGAAAUUACAAUCCUACUAUCUAGUCUGAUAUUUAACUAGUCUUGCUUUUCAUUCAUUUACUCUGGUUUUUAAUUAAAUCUUUGUGCUAGUGCCAUGGAUUUCAUUAAUUCCUAUGUAAGCAGCAUUUUAUAUUGCAAGUAAAACAAUUUGCAUGUUUUUGAUGGAAAUUUACUAUAAUAGACCAUGAUACUAGCAUGUUAUAUAUGCACGGAGACAUAGCCAAAGCACACAUGCAACAAUUUCUGCUGUCACAGCAAGCAAGCUUUAGUUUAGAAAGAGCUUGCCUUUUUUUGGAUCUUGGAAAAAUAUGGCUACUACCUAUAGAGCUGCUUGUGAAUGUAUUCAUUCUCUCUUUGGGGGAAAAGUGUAGUUAUUACUGUAUGCAAUUCAAGCAGUGCUGUUAUGUUAGAAAUAUGAAAACUCCGGAGUAUUUCUAAUCUUGAGAAGGGAGAUAUGCUGUAGUUGAAAUAACUGCACUCUUAAAUUGUAAGACUAGACAACAGUGAUUUCUAGAAUUUGUACUAAUUUUGGUGUUUGUAAUCUUUAUAGUUGGAACAGUUCGAGAGUACUAUUGGGUUUAAGCUGCCGAACCAUCGGGCUGCGAAGAAAUUAUGGAAGGUUUGUGUGGAGCAUCAUACAUUUUAUAGGUAAUUUUAAAAAUUUUCCUUAGUUAUGGGAUUACCAUAUCCUCUGGGGAGAAUAGCAGCUUUGAGAGGGCAGUUUUGAUUGAAAAUGGCCUGUGGGUUGAGGACACCCUUCCCCUGCCACUGUUUCAAUGAAAUUUGCAAUCUGUUAAAAGCAAACAAACUUUAGGAAGUCCCACAUUCUGUUUUAUUUUGCCUUGGUAAUAUCCUGCAUCCUAAUACAUGAACCAUCAAAUUUCUAACUAUAUUUGCUGAGUAAAACCAACUCUGCAAAUUUUCCACUAUUACUAAAAAACACAACAACUUUUAGACUUCCGGAGGCGGCGCCAACAAGCAAUGGCGAUCUCCUCCUAAUCUCGGAGGAGAGGCUCCGCGAAAAUCGGGUCGAUCCGCUACGGCGCAGCGGAGACCCUUUCGAAACCCGCAGGCGGAGGAAGCCUGCGGUCGUGGGACUCGGCGGGUGCCUGGAGCGCGCCCCUAAACGGCAAAGGAACCCCGCGAGGGGCUCCGAAGCAGGACGGGGGGUGGCGCGGCACUGUGAGUCUUCUGCUACUUUCGCGGAGUGAAGCCGUGCGGCUGUUGCUGGAGAGCGCUGACCUUUCUUCCUUGACAAUUUGGCUGUCAAAACUACAACCCGUGAGUAGGUUUGACGUUAUAGAAGGACCAACUAAAAUUUUUGAAUAAAUUUGGCUGAAGCGGGAAGGUGUAAAAAGGAAGUCCACCUCCCGGUUUGUAUAAAGGAUUAAAGCAAAGACUGUGUGAGUUCGAUACCAAAGACUGUCAAAAGAGACUGAAACACAGACGUCAAAUUUAAAAAUUUUCCCUCCCAUAAUUGGAGAAGGGGGGGAAGAAGAGACAGUAUUUCUUGUCAUUUUUGUGUAAAAUAAAGAGUAAUAAGGAAACGAAGACCACCUCUCAAUCCCUGGGGACAGACUGCCAGGUUUGGAAAGAUUGGAUAUUUUGUUAGCACUCUAAAUGGACAAUGUAUCUUCUUGCCUAUUAACUUCACAAAAUUGAAACUUUGGGGAAAAAAGUUGCCUCUUUGGCUGAAGGGGUUCUUAAAAAGUUUUUAAGAGUUUUUAUUCUUGAUACUUUAUUACUUGUGUCCCCUGGAGGCCAAAGGGGAAAAAGUCUCUAACUGAUCGAGGAAUUUUCCACUCAACAGCAGCCUGGGAAAGCUUAACAGCAAAACAACUCCAACUGUGAGAGUGACCUUGAUUUCUAGAUAAAGUGCCAUGGAUGAAAGAACCUUGAGGUCCGGGAAAGGCAGGCAACAGAGCAACAUUGCUCAACAGCAACAGCGCAGGCCAUCCAUCGCUGGGCCACAAGGAGAUGAUCCAAUGCAAACAAGGGGGAAGAAGGACUUGCCAGUUUAUUUAAAAUUGUUAAUGAAGGUUUUGAAAAAUUGGGUCAACAGAAUGCCGAGGCACUAGAAGCUAUUAGACAAAACUCUGCAAGUAUUGAUAAGCUGACUCGACAGACUAAUGAAAAUACAGAUGUGAUCAAAAAAUUACUGGAACAAUCUGCUGAAACCCAAAAAACAGCUUUGGAAGCUAGAGAAAAGGCGGUAGCUGCUGAAGAAAAAUUACCACUUUUAAUUAAACAAGUUGAAGAGCAUCACAUAAGAUUGGGAACGCACCAGGAAUUGUUAUCUGUCAUUGAGCUAAAGGAGAAACAGACCAACUUAAGGAUCAGAGCAGUACCUGAGCUUGAGAAAGAGAGCCUGGUAGACUUUUUGACACAAGAAUUUGCCAAUUUUUGGCAAUUGAACGAUAAGGAAGAUUUCAAGAUAACGUCUGCUUUCAGGCUUGGAAGAGGAGCAAGAAAGAACAGAGUGAGAGACUGCCUGAUUACCUUGCGAUCUAAGGAGGAACGAGAUAAAAUCUUGAGUUCACACUACCGAAAUACAUUGAUAAUACAAGACUCAAGGAUAGAAAUAUUUAAAGACAUUCCAAAGUUCCUUUUGGAGCUUAGGUCCAACUACCGGGACCUGGUGACGCUGCUGAGAGGAAACAGAAUUUUUUUCAGGUGGGAAUUUCCUCAAGGCCUAUCUUUCAGUUUUAAAGGCAAGAAAAUUAAAAUAAAAUCUGUGGAGGAGAAACAGAACUUUUUGAGAGACCAUCAAGAGGACCUACAAAAAGGAUUGGGGGAGGAGCCAGAAGCCUCUUUACCAGGAUUGGAUCCUACAUUACCACCUUCGGGAGAGGACAAGACAGAGAAGGUGAAACCACCAACAGAGGAAGAAGAGUUAUUGGGAGCAGUUGGAGGAAAAUAAAGAAAUCAUCAUGGCUCUGCAACUUUUAACUUGGAAUGUUUGUGGCCUAAAUUCUCCGGAAAAAGGAGGAAAGUAUUUCAUAUACUUAAAAAGAACAAUUGGAUUUAAUUUGCUUACAGGAAACUCAUGUGAUGAGGCUCCACAGGAAAAUAUUGAUUAAUAAGAGAUUGGGCCAAGAAUUUAUUUCAUCAGAUAAAGUUAAAACGAGGAGUGGUCAUUUACGCAAAGGAGAGCCUCUCACCAAAAUUCGUCUUUAAGGAUGAACAAGGAAGAUUCAUAGCAAUUGAAAUUCAAGUACAAGGAGAAAAAUUUUUGAUAGUAGGCUUAUAUGCACCAAAUGAGGGGAAAUCUAUAUUUUACAAAAAGUUGCAUGAGAUCUUGAUGGACUAUAUGGACUAUAACACUGUUUUUAUGGGAGAUAUGAAUGGGGUGGUUUCCACAAAUAUGGACAAGUCACAAAGAGAGGUAGUCACUAAAGAUGGCAGACUACCGAAAACAUUCUUUGAAUUAACUGACAAUAUGGAUCUGAUUGACAUUUGGAGAACUAGGAAUCCCCUUGGUAGAGAAGGAACCUUUUUUUCUGAAGCCCAAAAGACAUGGACAAGAAUUGACCAAAUCUGGACUACUAGAGGACUGGCACCUAAGGUUAGGAAGGUAGAGAUCUGCCCAAAAACAUGCUCCGACCAUAACGCCGUGAGAAUGGAGAUGAAGUUAACAUCUACUGGUUCCUUCCGAUGGAGGAUGAAUGACACCUUGUUUAGAGAUCAAGAGGUGAUUAAGAAGGCCCAAAAGACUUUGAGAGACUACUUUGAGAUAAAUUUGAAUACAGCUGUAGAAAAAGAAUAAUCUGGGACGCAAGUAAAGCAGUUAUGAGGGGCUUCCUGAUUCAACAGAAUUCAGUUAAGAAGAGGGCCCAAAAUGUAAAGAAAGAAAAUUUUUUGGAAAAAAUAAAGGAGGGCGAGAAGAAACUGAGAGUGAAGCCCAACUCACAAGAGAUUCUGAGGGAAAUAAAAUUGCACCAAGUGCAGUAUAUGAAAUUGAUAAAUCAAGAAGUGGAAUGGAAAAUUAAACAAAUGAGACAAAAGACUUUUGAAUCGGCAAAUAAAUGUGGGAAACUGCUGGCUUGGCAGUUGAAGAAACGACAAAAACUCAAUACUAUUACUAAUUUGGAAGUGGAAGGGAAAAAUAUCCAGAAUCCAGAAGAAAUUAGGAAAUGCUUCCAGAGAUAUUUUAAACAAUUAUACACACAAGGGCCUCAGAAAGAAUUUGAAAUAGAGCAAUUUCUGAAAACCAAUGGAUUACAAAAAUUUCUCAGGAUAACAAGAUAUUGCUGAAUUAUAAAAUUACAGAACAGGAGGUUGAAGGUGCCAUUCAGAAUAUGCAGCUGGGAAAAUCUCCAGGACCGGACGGUUUAACCUCAAAAUAUUACAGAACCCUGAAAGACUGGUUAAUUCGACCAUUAACUGAGGUUUGCAAUGAAAUUUUAGAGGGGAAAAGAGCGCCAGAGUCGUGGAAGGACGCAUUUAUUACACUUAUACCAAAGUCUGAGACUGAAAAGACACAGCUUAAGAACUAUCGGCCCAUAUCCCUGUUAAAUGUGGAUUACAAAAUUUUUGCUGACAUUUUAGCAAAAAGGCUUAAAAAGUGCUAAAAGGAGUGAUUCACAAGGACCAAGCUGGCUUUCUUCCAGAUAGACAUCUUUCGGAUAACACAAGGAAUAUAAUUGAUAUUCUGGAGAAGCUGCAAGAGGAGAUUAACACUAAAGCAGUUCUGAUUUUUGUGGAUGCAGAGAAAGCCUUUGAUAAUAUUUCCUGGAGUUUUAUGAAGAAAAAUCUCCAGGGGAUGGGGGUAGGCCAAGAGUUUGAAAAUGGUAUAAAUGCAAUUUAUUCAGAACAAAAAGCUAAAUUAAUAGUUAAUAAUGUGAUAACAGAGGAAAUUAAGAUAGAGAAAGGGACACGACAAGGCUGCCCAAUUUCCCAUUACUUUUUAUUUCUGUUCUGGAGGUUCUGUUAAAUAUGAUAAGAAGGGACCAUUUGAUUAAGGGUAUAACGGUCGGAGCGAAACAAUACAAACUGAAAGCAUUUGCGGAUGACCUUGUAUUGACAUUACAGGAGCCAGAAUCUAGUACGAAAAGAGCAUUAGAACUGAUUCAAGAGUUUGGUCAGGUGGCAGGUUUUAAGCUGAAUAAGUUUAAAACUAAAGUACUUGAGAAGAAUUUAACACCGAUUGAAAAAGAGAGGUUUCAGAAUGAGACAGGUUUAACAGUGGUAAAAAAAGUGAAAUACUUGGGGAUUCAUAUGACAGCUAAAAAUGGGAAUUUAUUUAAAGACAAUUAUGAAAAGUGUUGGUCGGACAUUAAAAAGGAUUUAGAAAUAUGGACAAAUUUGAAGCUUUCCUUGUUAGGUCGAAUUGCUGUCAUCAAGAUGAAUGUAUUGCCAAGAAUGCUGUUUUUGUUUCAAUCGAUACAAAUAAUAGACAAAAUGGAUUGUUUUAAGAAGUGGCAGAGAGAUAUCUCUAAGUUUGUCUGGCAGGGCAAGAGGCCCAGGAUAAAAUUUAAAAUAUUGACUGAUGCUAAAGAAAGAGGGGAUUUGCCCUGCCAGACUUUAAACUUUAUUAUGAAUCAGCAGCUUUCUGCUGGUUGAAGGAUUGGUUACUUCUGGAAAAUACUGAUGUUUUGGACUUAGAAGGUUUCAAUAAUGUGUUUGGGUGGCAUGCAUAUUUGUGGUAUGACAAGGUUAAAGCUCACAAAAUAUUUAAAAACCAUAUUGUCAGGAAAGCAUUGUUCAAUGUCUGGAUAAGAUAUAAAGACUUAUUGGAGAAUAAAACCCCAAGGUGGCUAUCACCAAUGGAGGCAAAGGCUCUGAAAAAGUCCAAUAUGGAGGCCAAGUGGCCAAAAUAUUGGGAGAUCUUGGAACAAGAAGGAGAUAAAUUCAAAUUGCAGAGUUUUGAAAAACUAAAAGAUAGAGUGCGAGACUGGUUGCAUUAUUACCAAAUAAGAGAGGUCUAUAAUUUGGAUAGAAAAAUUGGCUUCCAGGUGGAAAAAUCAAAGUUGGAAAUAGAACUGCUAGAUCCCAAAACUAAAACACUUUCAAGAAUGUAUAACUUGCUGCUAAAAUGGAAUACUCAGGAUGAAACGGUAAAAUCUGCUAUGAUUAAAUGGGCACAGGAUGUUGGACAUAACAUUAUGUUUGCUGACUGGGAACGGUUAUGGACCACAGGUACGAAGUUUACAGCAUGUAAUGCUUUAAAAGAGAAUAUAAUGAAAAUGGUGUACAGGUGGUACAUGACCCCAGUCAAGCUUGCAAAAAUCUACCAUCUGCCCGAUAAUAAAUGUUGGAAAUGUAAUGAAACUGAAGGUACAUUCUUUCACCUUUGGUGGACGUGCCCAAAGAUUAAGGCCUUCUGGGAAAUGAUAUAUAAUGAGUUGAAAAAGGUAUUUAAGUAUACCUUCUUAAAGAAACCAGAGGCCUUCCUCCUGGGCAUUGUUGGCCAAUUGGUGCCAAAGAAAGAUAGAACUUUCUUUAUGUAUGCAACAGCAGCAGCAAGGAUACUUAUCGCAAAGUAUUGGAAGACACAAGACUUACCCACUCUGGAAGAAUGGCAGAUGAAGGUAAUGGAUUAUAUGGAAUUGGCGGAAAUGACUGGCAGAAUCCGUGACCAGGGAGAAGAGUCGGUGGAAGAAGAUUGGAAGAAAUUUAAAGACUAUCUACAGAAAUACUAUAAAAUUAAUGAAUGUUAAAUUGAGGUCUGAUUGAAAAUAACUGGUAUUGGCAAAAGCCUUGCGUUUAAGAGCAUGGAAUAUUUGAUUGAUAAGGUUGUAAAAAUAUCUAUUUAUAAAUAGAUUAAGUUUUUUUGAGUUAAGAUAAAGGAAGGAGGGUAAGGAUUUGCUGAAAGGAGUUUCUAAAUGGAAAUACAAGUGGGGAGGUGUGGGGAAGUCAAAGAACUAAGGAAAGAUAAGAAGGUUAAAUGAAAGUAUAAAUUUUUAAAUUUUUCUGUUUUAUUUUUUUAUUUUUUUAUUUUUUAUGGUUAUUGUUAUCUUUUGUUUUCCUUUUGUCACUGUUAUUGUUGUUUUUUGUCUUUGGAAUUUUUGUAUUUUUGUAUGUUUUGGAAUUUUUGUAAAACCAAUAAAUAUUAUAUUAAAAAAAAAACACAACAACUUUUAGAGUAUUUUUUUCUCACUUCUGAGAUUAUAUGAUGUUCUCUUUAAUCAUGAACCAUGUUACUGCUGUAGUAUUUUCAUAGAGCUCAAAUUGGCAAAUAUGAAACUACAGUAUUUCAGAUUGAUUGUAUGUACCCAUGACAUCUUUAUAUGUAGUUUGUACUCUUCACCUGCAAACAAGAAUAAUGGAUUUCCUCUGAGUGUGAUGCUUAAGGGGGGGGGGGGAAUUGGGAUGUUGGGAAAGAAGUCAUAAGAAAGUGUUUUGUGAACUAAAGGCAGGAUAUAAGUUUUAAAUAAAAAUGAUUCUGCAGCAGGAUCACCACUCAGAUUAUGGAUGUAUAUCAUAAUAAGAUGAAAGUACCUUCAUUAAUUAACAUAAAUAAUGCAUUUAAUGCAGGUCCAGGAAGUUGAGUGGACCAGGAGCAAUACCUAGAUGACAAAGGCCAUUUUGUACUUCUAAUGGCAAUUUGGUCAUUCAUUUGCUUGAUUUGCUUAUCUUCAUUUAAAAAGAGUCAUUAAAACAGCAAACUUUAACAUAAUUUAAAGCUCAUACAGUAGAAGCAAUAAAAGUAACAGUAUUAAAACUCAAACUGAAUAGAAAACACAUAGACCAAGUUUUUACCUGGUCCAUGAAGGAAAGCAACACAGUUGCCAACCCACAUCUUUGAAAAGUAUUCUAUAUUAAGAAUGUCACAGCAAGAAGCUCUGUCUCCAGUAGUCAUCCACUCAACCACCAACAGUCAGACUAUUGAGCUUAUGUUCUCCAUAGACUGCCAGGUUAAUACAGAUGAAAACCAUUCUUCAGAUGCCCUGAUCAGAAGCCAUUUAGGAUUUUCUAGGUUAAUGCCAGCAGUAUGAAUACUGUCCAGAAACAGACUGGAAGCCGGCGUAGUUUAAACAUGUAUAUGAUUCUGUUUUUGCAACAAGUCGGUAAUCUCACUGCAGUAUUUUGAACUGACGUAUCUGAUGCCUUUAACAGGCAGCCCCACAUGCAGCACAUUUUAGUAAUCUCAAUGAAUAUGCUCAGAAUAGGAAUUACUUGUUAUUCAGGAAGGGGUCCAGCUAGUGCAUCAACCAAAGUUGGUAAAAUGCUCUUUGGGUUUCCAAAGGCUAGAUUAAUGUUUUGGUCACGAAUCAAAAGCCUCCAACUACUGACUGUAGCAGAAGAGGCUCUGCAGGCAUUCAAGGUGGUGGUUCUCCUUUCAUCGCUGGCAGUGGGAAGCAUGAUUUUGUAUUCUUUCGAUGGAUUUUGCUGUAAUCCUAAACAGAUUUAUUCAGGAAUAUAUUUCCAUUUUACUUCUAAAUAAAUGAAUACAGUAUGAUCUGACUUUUAAAACAUUUUUUAAACAGGAAAAAAUAUUAUUUGCUGUCCGGUCAUCCUCUUUUUAGACCAUUUCAAGUUACAGAUUUAUUCUGUGACAUUUUCAUAGAAUACAAUUUAAUUGGAUUCUAUUCCAAUCAGAAAUAGCUGUUUGGGUAAGGAGGGAGAAUGUACUGCAUGUAUCAAAUCCUGUUCCUACUGAUGGUCACCAUGCAGAAAAUCCGCAGAUUUAAAUCAUCCUGAUUUAAAAAUAAUCUGGCUUCUGUGUGUUCCAAGAAAAAAGCUAUGCCAGCAAGACUUUGAAAGACUAUUCACAUAAACACGAGCAAUAUAACUGUUGCAGCAAGUGUAAUUCUAAGAGUUAAAUCUGUCUUUUUGGAAAGGUCGUAUUUAUUACCCACACCCGCCCCUUAGAUGACGUAUGGGGAUAGGGCAAAUACUGUUCUAUCACUGCUAUUCAUUUCACUGGAAAUACUGUGCAGGGGUUCCAUGCAGAUCCCUUUUGAAUAAAUGGACACUCGGUAGCAUCACCAUCAGGGGCUUAUCUUCCCAUUGCUUUUAGUUAGUCAUCUUCCCAUAGUCAUCUAGUUAAUGGCUUUGCCAGCUGACUCUAAGGAGUUGAUUGGCAAAAGAAUGCAGCAAUUUUAGCUGCCAUUGUUACCAUUGUAGGAGGAGAUUCAGACCAGAAGGUUCCCAUAGUGGAGUAGUUUAUUAGUAUUAGCAGUUGACUAACCUUCAUGGGGCCUGGGAAAUCUUGGAUGGAACUGUUUCAUGGAAUCUACAGAACCCUGUGGUUUUCCUCCUUUACCUGGAGAAAAUAGGCAUGGGGUCUAAUAGGGCAUGUUGAUGGGGAAAGCUGACAGAUGCUACCUUUUUCUGCUUAAGCCAGGCCUGUGGUUAGUACUUGUAUUUGGCUUCAGAUGUUGGAGCACAGAAUUUUGAGGUUAGUAUGUAUGCACCCAACUUUUUUGUUCUUGUUUUGGGGAAAGUGCUGGAUGCUUGUAUGCAUACACUAUUUUUAGGGUAAAUAGAGAUGAUUAAAUAUAUAUUACAUAUCCAUUUCCUUUUGCUUGCCAUCUGAAGACAGGGUGUCAAUAAUAACAUACCGUAUUUUUCGCCCCAUAGGACGCACUUUUUCCCCUCCAAAAAUGAAGGGGAAAUGUGUGUGCGUCCUAUGGGGCGAAUGCAGGCUUUCGCUGAAGCCUGGAGAACGAGAGGCAUCGGUGCGCACCGACCCCUCUCGCUCUCCAGGCUUCAGGAAGCUAUCCGCAAGCCUUGCAAGCCCGGCGGGAGUUCCCGCGGGCUCACAAGGCUUGCGGGCAGCAGCCUGCAGCCCUGGUGAGUGUCCGCAAGCCUUGCGCGCCUGGCAGGAGGUCCCGCCGAGCUCGCGAGGCUUGGGGCGGCAGCCUGCAGCCCGAAGCACGCGGAGCCCUCCGGAGGGCUCCCCGUGCUUCGGGCGAGUGUCUGCAAGCCUCGCGCGCCCGGUGGGAGGUCCCGCCGGGUGCGCGAGGCUUGGGGCGGCAGCCUGCAGCCCGAAGCACGGGGAGCCCUCCGGAGGGUGCCCCGUGCUUCGGGCAGGUGUGCGCAAGGCUUGGGGCGGCAGCCGCGGCGGGUGGGGGGAAUAAAUUUUUUUUAUUCAUCUCCCCCCCCCCAAAAAAACCGAGGUGCGUCCUAUGGGCCGGUGCACCCUAUAGGACGAAAAAUACGGUAGAUCUAAUGCAAAACUUGCAUUUCAGAUUUACAGAUAGCUUGUUAGGAAGAGAAGACUAGGUUCAAAUGUUCUUUCUUAUAUGUUAUCUCCCUUUGCAGGAAGUAGUGUGACUUGGGAAACAUGCAGUCUCUCAUUUGUAUUCUAAAACAGUACUGGUCUGUAAGGGUUGUACUAUAAGAUUUUUAUGCAAGUUUUUAAUUUACUUUUAUAUAGUGCUUCUUGGUGAUUGUUUUUAAUGUCUGAGAUACCUAAUAUUCUGUGUGAUUUGAAGAAUAUUUUGUACCCAUACUUUUCAGUUCUUUGUAUAACCAAGAUUGGUAAAUUAAAGCAUCCUUGAAAAUAUCCCAAAUAAGGAAGUAAUUAGGUUUUUCUCUUAUUAAGAGAUUAAAAGUUUAUCUCAGCAGGGUAGAGAAUUAAAAACAGAAAUUAUUGCUAUAGCAAGAGGAGAGCUAUGUCUGUAAAUGAAAAAUGAUUCACAUUUUUCCACUGUGCAUGUGGCAUGUAACCAUGCAGUACUAAAAGAAACAUUUUUUUAAAUGCUCUUCAACCCAUUUUUUUAAAAGAAAAGUGUUCUUAAUUAAUGUCUUCAACAGGAUCAAAAGUCAAAAAUCAUGGACAACUUUGGUCCUUUUUUUAUAUACUGGGAUUGGCUAUUCCCACUAGCCCUAUGUGGGCCUGCAAGAAGGUUAACCUCAGACGAGUGCAUGGCUGUAGCUACCACUUCUUGAAGGCCACCUCCAUGUUUUAACCCCAUGUUUAUUAGACAGGGGUGGAGGAACUCUGGCCUGCCAGGCAGUCCAGUUUGGCUCAUGAGCCCAUGUGUGAACACUGAGUAAAGGACUACUUUGCAUAUGCAAUGUAAGGUGCAAGGCUGCUUAUUUGGCCCUGCUCCCACAUUGCUCUAAGAGCAACAAUGCCUGAGCAGGUAUCUGACAUGCUUUUGGAAUAUGGAAUAUGGAUUUGAAAUACCUUUGAAUAUGGUGACUUGUUUCCUUUUUCUUUUGGGGGUUAUAGACUUGUAUCUCCAGAGCAGCCUGCCAAGGCCAAGUUCCUGACACUAGGUUCCAAGUUCCGCUACAGUGGGCGUACUCAAGCACAGACACGGCAGGCUAGCACUCUCAUAGACAGACCUGCUCCGUACUUUGAACGGACCUCAAGCAAACGUGUUUCCAGGAGUCUUGAUGGUGGUAAGAGUCUAACCAAAACUAGUAAACUCCUAAUAUGUGCCACACAUAGGUUCUUCAGAGAAAUUAAAACUGAAUAUUCAGAUAAACUUCUUAUUUGAACUUAGUGUAUAGUGCUUAGUAAAGCAUUUAGGGCGAGCACUUACAGAGGGUAUAAAACCAUUAUGUUUAUGUACCAGGAUGGAAUUUAAGAUAUUGAAACAUUUUUGUAUCGAAACACAUUCAUAGACCUGAGUUAUCAGAAUGUGUCUCAUUUUUACAACACCACAGCUGCUUUGUCUUAGAGCCCCUCCUCCUGGUGGAUACUAAAUAUUGUCAAUAUAGCAUUAACAUUAUGCGUGAUCUUUUGAUUUAUCUCCUCAUUCCUGAAUGUAUGAAAAUUGUUCAGUGAUAUUUGUUUGAUGUUAUCAUUUGCCAAUAUACCUUUAUAGCUGACCUUUAGCACCUCACAACUUUCUAUAACAAACAAACAAACAAACAAAUCACUUUCUUUAACAUUUAGUCACUAUAUUUAAAAAUGUUCCAAAGUUUUUUUCACCCAAACUGUUUACUGGCAUAUCACGUACCCAGUUUCUUUUUCUGUUGAUUUUCUGACUAAAAACAGAAUACACUGGAACCUUAAACAAUAGACAAUACUUGUCUCAUAAAGAGCAAGGUACUGUGGAAUAUUUCUCUCAAACAUAGCUGAAUUAACUAAACCUAUUUUUUUGUAGCUCCAGUGGGUAUUGCAGACCAGAGCCUGCUUAAGGACUUUUCUGCUACAGCUAUGGGGCCUGCUGGUGAUAGGAUCUUUGAAGCUUCCGGACAGUUCAAAUCAAAAGAUGGGGAAGGUAGAGAUGAGGAUGGAGGCAUAAGUAAAAUGCCACAAUUAGGAGAUGGAAAGGUAAGAUCGCUGAUGUUUUUCAGCUUUGUGGAAAUAAUUGAUUUUGGAAAUGUAUUAAAACCAACUGCUGCAUUAGUGGAGCUGCACUUCAGCUAAUAAUUUUGUGGCUGGGUUUUUUUGCACAGGAUGACCCACCUAUAUAGGGGCAGGUCUUAAGGCACCCAUAUAAACUGGUGAAAGCUGCUAAAGAGCAGUUUUUCUAGAAGGCAGUAACUCUUCCCUAGAUUAGUGUACCUGGCACCAAAAAGAGACGGACUGUGUUCAUCACCUCCUAGUUGUGGAAAGAGCAGGUAAAGUCCUGCAAUCUUGCCCAAGGGCAUCUUAUUUGGUAAUAAGCUGCUCUGGAGCAGAGCUAAUAUAUUUGCUUCAGAACUCCCUGCAACUAGCUCCAUUCAGUUGUGUGAAAGUGAAAUCAAUUUGCAUCUAUAAUUCAUUUUAUGAUUUAUUCAUACUUGUGCUACCUAUAGUUACAUUAUGCAACCACAGCCGCCAUCUUCUAUGAAUAACUCUGUGCAGAAGAAAACAUAAUUAAGUGUAACACACAUGUUUUAUACUAGCUUUUAUCAUUUGUGUGCUUGAAGCACAAUACUAGGAAAUUUAUUUUAUAAUGUGAGGUGAAUCAAUGUGAGAUAUGGACAUUUAAACUUUAUUUUAAUUUCCAUAUUGACAGGUUAUAAACAUACAUUAAUUUGAGCUUUUUCUGGCACACACAGCGUGGAAUCACCUUACUAAGAAUACUUUGAGAUUUGAUUCAAUCUUUUUUUUUUUAAGGUUGUAAUCCACUGAAUUAUCUGUGGAAUAUUUGUAUUUUGACGGUUACACUUUUAAAUUUAGCACUUUCAAAGGAAAACCUGUAGUUGGAAACAUUGUCCUCAUGCUGAUGUCUCUCCCCUGCCCACCUUCUGUAGAAGCUUUGAAUGUCUGUCUGCUUUCAUCUAUUGUGACUGCACUACUACAGUUCCAAACUACAGAAUUCUUCACAGCCUUACAAGGUGGCAAAAAUAAAAAUAAUUUUUUUUUGAGCUGAUAUAAUCCAGGUAUUUGGAUUAUAUGUUGUUGUAUUUGAAUACAAUUGGGGCUAAUGAAUGUUUGUGGCAUCCAUAUUGUAAUGGUAGUGCUGUCCCUACUUCUGAAUAAACGUUCUCACUAACAAGUUUCUUCCCUCCUCCCUCUUUUGUGCAUUCCUUCUGCCCCUCAAAUGUGCAUUUAUAUCAUGGUCUCUCAUCUGCAUCUGGGACUGGACUCUCCCCCUCCUCCAGUCAACAUACACGCAUCAGCUUUCACUUCCCAAUCAUUCUUAUUCAUUUUGUUCCCAAAACCUACCUGCUAUCCCUGAAAUGGAUAUAUUUUCAGACAUUUCAGAGGAUGAUUAUCUUGGUAAACCCAUGUAUACACCCCCAGAUACCAUAGUCUGCAGCCCUGUGAAAGAAACACCAGUUCAUGGUAUAAAUGAACAGAAGUUCCCAACUAAUCACUUGGAACUUGUGGAUAUUUUGGUGGCUGACCAUUGUCUCCCUCUUGCUAUAGAGAGAGCUGCUCAUAAAAAUACUGAUCAUGAAGAUUCUGUGUCUCAUUUUCCAGUUAGUGCAAGCAAACCUUUUCCUUUCAAUUUCCCUUCUCUGCUUGAUGAGAAUGGUUACAUUAGCUUUCCUAGCCUUCCAGAAGUUUGCAUCUCGUUCCUCCCACCUUAUAUUCAGCAUUAUAUUCCCAUUACUUCUCCCUCAUUCAUUCCCUCCUUCUUCCUCAUCUUUGUGCUGCUUUUCUGUACCAUCCACUCUAUUCCUUUCUCACUCACAUUGUCCCUUCCUGUUGCUCUGUCCCUCUGCUACCUGGAGCCUAAGGCAAUUUCUCUGACCACCUCUAAUGACACUGCUCUAAAAGACAAAGCUGAGGAAGAGGAGGUGUGUAACUUUGUUGUCUAAAUUGCCACUUGCCUGUAGAUUUGUUUGGGUGUACUAAGAGAGAAGUUCAACCUUCAUCCUUUCAGCAUGAGGCUGCAGACUCCCUAUUUUUUUUUUUUUUAAAGAAUUCCUUCUGCAGAUAUUUACGCAUCUAUCUUCAUAAAAUCUAGUGUUUUUAAAAAGCAUUCACAAUUUUUUCACUUCAUACGGUCCUUUUAAGGACCUUCUCAUACAUAUACUGCUUAUAUCCCAGUGGUAUUGAGAGACCAUAGUUAGGUGCUGUAUACAGCGGUACCUAGGUUCUUGAACUUAAUCUGUUCCGGGAGUGCAUUUGACUCCCGAAACCGUUCAAAAAUCCUGCACUCAAGCGGAAGCAGCAUCGGAUGUUCGGCUUCCAAAAAACGUUCGCAAACCAGAACAGUUAUUUCUGGGUUUGUGGCAUUUGGGAGCAGAUUUGUUCCGCAACUAAGCCAUUCGGGAACCAAGGUUCCAGUGUACUAUCUUUGCGAAGAGCUGUGUACAGUUUCACUGCAGCCAUUCUGAAAAAGGGAUACAGCGAUCUCACAACAGCCCUGUGUACAUCCCUCAUAUGGAGGUGCUGUUCCUUACAAAAUGUCUGUCAAAACCCACUGAGUCCACACAUUUCUGGAUAUGAUCAGAGGCAAUCUCAGGCUCCUUUCCCCCCAUGGCAAGGAGAAGUAUACCCCACCCCCGCUGUACCUUGUGCCCUUGUCAGAGGAGCCUGUGUGUUUGCUUGGCCGCCCAGAGCAGUGGAGGAAUGGCCCAGGGAGCAUGCAGAUGGGCAGGCAGAUUCUAAGCCUCAGCCUACAUGGUUGGCAUGGGCCAACAUUAACCCUUAGGUACACUCCUGGAUAGGUACGCUCACAUGGGAUCUGCCAAAAAUAUUAGCUAACUGUUAGACACAGUACUUUGCAGCACAGCUUAGCAUUUAUUGAGGGGAAGAAAAUGAUUUCUUAAUUGCCUUCCCAUAAUCCAUAUUCUUCUCCUACUUUUUAGUUCUUCUCUAGCACUGACAAGUACUUGAAAUUCCUUGUUCAAAGAUUGGAAGCAUUCAUUUCCAUUUUUUGGUAGCUACGAUUAAGUGGUGGUACAUCCCAACCAAGUUAGUAAACUAUAGUAGAAAAGAAGCAAAUGAACUUCAAACCAUGGUUUGCUGGCUUAUUUCCAUGAACUAGUAACCCAGAUGUAUACUAAAACUUAACAAAAUGUUUUAAGUGGUGCCUUUUCUACUCCAACCUACAUUCCAAUGAAGUGAAAUAUUCCACGGCCAAAAGUUCUGAUGUAAAAAAAUGUCUUUCCCUGGGUCAGUUUUUUUCUCUUUAAAUGAGAUUUAAAUUUUUUUCCAAUGUAUUAACAUAAGCUGGAACAAAAAAAGCAUUUUUUUGCCCCAAUGAUUAUUUUUUAAAAAUGAAACUUUGGGAGUACUUUUAUCUGCAUCACCGGAUCAGAUUUUAAUGGGAAGGGAGGAAAGUGCCCCAAUAUUUUAAGAUUUGUGGGUGAAAAAAGUACAUAGCUCAAUCAAUAAACUCUUUGUGGUACCUUUUCAGUGCAUGCAUGUACUGAAAGAAACCUGUAAAUGAUAUAGUUGGAAAAAAAUUAAGUGAUUGAAAUUUGGGGCCGUUGCUUACUAGUGUGUUCAGUUCUGCAUAAAUUCUGCAGUAGAAAAGUGCAUCAGGCAUGCAAUUUCGGCUCCAAGGUCUGAGUUAGGGUUAAUAAUAGUUUAGGGUUUGGGCAUAAUGAUAAAUUGUGGUUAAUUGAGAGAAUAGGAAGCCAAAGGCUUAUAUACGUUCAAUAAAAUCAUUGUUUCUCAUCACAUCUGAACUUGACCAUGUGUCAGUUCUGAAAUUCAGUUUAGCUUUUUGGGUAGUAGGUAGAGAGGGUGGAGAGAGAAGUUUUUUUGUUUUAGUUUUUAACGAGGGUGUUGAAUUUUAACCAGUACAAUUUUAACAUUGUCAGGUACAAAAUUAUCUUAAUCUACCUUAGUCUAGCAUACUCCUACUUGGCUAAAAUUGUCAGGAUUACUUUGAAUGCAAUUUAUAUAUGCAUGGAUUUUUAAAAAGCUAUACUUUAAUGUUAAUGUUGAUAAGUUAAACCUCUUGACUAUGUCCAUAUGCUUUGACUGGGUAACACUGUCUGCAUUCCAUAGGGCAGAUGCAAUUGCAGUAUUUUAAAAAAGCAUACUAUGAAGAUUUAAAGCAGAAAAUUGUAGCCUCUCAAGCAGGGAAAUCCUUGCGGUGAGCUAGCUGCCUGUGGUUGAUAAUACCAGAAUUGUAAAUAUAUAUCAGACAGAAAUGAUUGUACAGUUUCUGAAGAAAGUCAGACAGCAAGAUGGGAAACAUUUAUAGAAACCCCAAAAUAGCGUGCAUAACUGCACUGAGAACCUGGAGACCUGUUGCCAACCAGACACAGACAGGACUGGGCCAGUUAAACCAGUGGUCCACCUCUACAUAGGACAGCUAUAUACAGCUGUGUUCAGUGCGAUACUUGUAUCCCUAAUUUCAGUGUAAUCUAAUAGGCCAAUUUGUUUAUUAUGGUGACUAUUUGCUCAUUUAAUCGAUUAAACACUUUUGAUACUACAUUGCAGCAAGAAUUCCAAAAACCUCAGAUAAAGGUGGGACUGGGAUAAAUAUAUCCUGAUAAUGUAUUUGGUACACACUAUAUUUUCCCUUUCAUAUAGUUACUAGUAAGAGAUGUGUGUGAUAAAAGUAAAAUAGUUAUUAAAACAAUGAUCUUAAACCAAUAGAGGUUGGUUUAAUAUCUGGCAAUUCAUAUAUUGAUUCAUUUUUAUUUUGUGGGGACAUAAAUACUUUGAUUAAAAUUGUAUUUCAGAUGCCUCUUGCAAGUCACUCUUAGUUAGCUAACCUAUAACACCAAGCCAUAAUUCGAUACUACAUGAACAAAGCUUCUGCUCAUGUACUGCAUUUCCUCUUCUCAUCUUAUGCUUCCCUUGGGUUUGUUACUUCCUCUUUAGUGCAAACCAUAAUUUUCUGUUGCAUCCAGAGCACUAAACUGUGGUUUGUGCUUUCCCUCCAAACGAGAACUAGCAUUCAGCUACAAACUGUGGUUUAUAAUCCUGAUGGUUUGUAAGUAACAGCAAACUUUAGUUUGAACUAAAGAGCAAGUUAUUAAACUGGAGUGUGUGGGGAGGAGAAGGGAGUGCACAAGCAUUUGGCUCAUUCACAGAGCCCAAAACGAUGGUUUAAUGUUAUACCUGAAGUCUGCAAUAUAUAUUUUUAUGUGAUAUCCCGAAAAGCAUAAAACAAACCAUUCAAAUAAAGCUCGUGGUUUCAGCAUUUAACAAUACAAAUGUAAUUUCCCCUGUAUAGUUUUUAACAGUAAGAAUGUACUACAGAUAUAUUCUGUGUUGGUAUUGCAAUCGCUCUUCUUCAGUGUUCAGAAUUCAAGCUGAUCUCUUCACCUUCAGAUUUAAAAAAAUUAUUUCAAACUGUGGAGAAAAAUAAGCGAACACGAUGGUUGUAGAGAGACAGACAAAUCUUCCAUUUUCCAUUUCACCUAUACCAAAAAUUACUUCAGCCAUUUCUACAGUGUUGUAGGUGGAAGACUGCAGUGGUUUAAUAACUUGAGCAGCAUCCGAGGCAAAAACAAUAAAGGUUUGUAAAUAGAGCACAUUGUUUGUAGUAUUUCUAAACAAAAGACCAUGUGCUACUUCAGUGUCUACACUAAUGAGUGUUUUCUUUUGCUGACCUCUGGGUGGUUCCUCUACAUAGGCAGAGAUAGAAGAGGAGGAAAUUCGCAAGGAGGUGGAUAUUUUCAAUUACACCUGGUUGUUGCCUGCUAUUAUCAGUGCUUGAGGCUGCCGUUGAUUAUGUUUGCAUAGUGGCUACCCCUGUUUUAUUUUAAAAGCCCCGUUUAUUGAACUUUUAAACACUUUUUUGUUGUGUUGAUGAUCAUGGGUUGUUGUUUUUCCGUGUCUUCUUUUGUGUGUGCUUUAAUUUUACAGACCUUUUCCUUGAGAAUAGAUGGGGAAAAUAUUUAUGUCAGACAUAGCAAUUUAAUGUUGGAGGUUUGUAUAAUCUAAGGAGUACUUUUCUGUCCUCAUGGGCUGCCAGGCUGCAUGAGAUUGGAGGUCACUUGCAGGCUGUUCUAGGCACAGUGCAUGAAAUGCAUGGGGGUGUUCGACUUGGACAUGCAUGUUGAAAACCAAUCUUAGUCAUUGUAAGUGAAUGAAUUUAAGUAUGCAGCUGUUAAUACAUAUUGGAAUGGCAAGUAGAACUUAUAGCCCUGUUUAGAUGUUAAUAUUUGGAGGAAAUUGGUUUUUUAAAGACUUGCCAAAAUGGUUGAGGAUGCACCAUCUAGAAUUCAAAUGCAUGUUUCCUUUUCCAUUUCCUAUGCAUAACUGGAAAUGUGAGGCAAUGAAUGCUAUUAAAAAAAUGAUGCAGUAAAAUUAGAACCAGGAAGUUCUUUGUUCUCUUCCUGGAAUCCUAGAGAAUCUAAUUCUAUAGUAAAAUAAUACUUACACCGUGAAGUAAUUCGUGCUUUAUUUGUUGUGAUACCAGGAGGCACUAUAUUGCCUUUGGAAUGAAAUUAUGAAUGGUAGAUUCUUUUGGCAGCCAUAUUGAGUAAAUAUUGUUUAUCUAUUACAUCCAAAUAGUCAUUCAAAGUAACAAAACUCUGGAUCCAGAAGUGCAAGCUUUGUCAUCCAAAUUGGGCUAUUUGCACUGUUAGAUUUAGAUGAUGUCAAUUAUUUGUAUACAUGCAAAAACAUUACAUUAAAAUCUUCAGAUUUACAGUAACCUUACUAAUAUGUUAUGUUGCUUUUUGGCAGCUUCCGAUAACUAAAUACAUACUUUGUAUAAUUUUACUAAAACACUGUAAAGUGUACUGCAUAACGUUGCAUUGAACAAAUCCAAGAAAUGUGCCUGGUCUCAACCCAACAUUUUUUUUGAAAAUACUCUAUUGACUCAAACUGUGAUAAAUCUCUACCAAUUGGUUGGUUUUUUUUUGUUACUUAGAUUGUUACUAAAGGUACUAGUUGUACCCCUUGGAAGUUUUUGCUGCUUUUACACUUUCAAAGCUCAUAGUGCCAUACACAUGGAAGUCUGUAGGGCAAUAUUUUGGCUAAUUAAAUGCCAACACGAAAAACCUCCAGUUGUCCUCCUCCCCCAACAGACUAUGGAAAAAUGUCCUUCCUCCAUGCUGCCCUUGUCACUUAUCUCUCUCCCCCUGCCAGUGUUUCUUCUAUCCCAGAGCCUGCUUCCCAACCCAAUAUUCCAGACACACUUUUUCUUCCUUCCCUCUUCUUGAUAUGCAUGCUAUCUUAUUGCCCCUCUAGUACAAGGUUAUAUCUGAAAGCCAGCUUUCAGGAUGAUUGAAUUAUGUCAUUGGGCAUAAUGGCAUAUUAUUUUAUGGUGCCUUCAGAUGUGGUUUGAAAAUUAGUUGCAGCGUGGAUUCUAGCCCCAGCACACACACACACACACACACACACACACACAGAGAGAGAGAGAGAGAGAGAGAGAGAGAGAGACCCACACCCAUGUCUUAAGAAUGACAUACUGCUUCAAAGGAACUUCAGAGAAUUGUAGCUGGAGAAUUGGGAAGUGCAAGCUUUCACUAUGUUUGUUUAAAUAAAUUAUAAAGCAAGAUGCCUAAAUUAUUUCUGGUCACGCAGCAUUUCCUGUGUGUUGUACUGCUUUUCCCUACAGAGUGGGUAAGCUCAUGGUUGCUGUACUUUGCAACACAGAAACAGUUGAAGCCACAAUUCUUUACCUACCAUCUUCUCACGUGAGAGUCACUGGUGUCCAUGGUGGUGGGGAGCGGGCAAACUAUGCUCUCAAAGCUAAGUGUACAUUAAUAGAAUGCUUGAUCCCCAUCCUCUCACAGUAAAUAGUGUCAUGUACUUUUGUGGGCAAAAGAUGGCAUGUUUAUCCUGGAUAUUAUUGGGGUGAAGGCAAACCCUGCUUUUCAUCUAGAGACUGGGUGGCCUGGUCUUCACUUUUAGGGAGUGCGUCAUAAUUAUGGGUAUUUUGCCCUUAUAGUGACAAAAAUAAACAUUUGCUCUGUGACUAAGUGUUCUACAUCUCAGAAACUGCCUUGUAGCUCAAUUUGAUAAUACUGUAAAGAUUAAGAAAAGAAAAAGCACAUAAUAUCAUAGUAAGAAAAGAGAAUGCUUUAAAUAAGUAAAUUACUCAAUCUGGAUAUCCCAGGCACUUUUCAUGGUGUGUUUUUUUAAAAAAUGGUUUAUGUUUGUCACAUGUUGUCCUACCUUUUUUACAUUACACGUUGCUUAGGACCUGGAUAAGACCCAGGAUGAAUUACUGAAGCAUCAGGCUAGCAUUAGUGAACUCAAGCGCAAUUUUAUGGAAUCCACUCCUGAGCCACGCCCUAAUGAAUGGGAAAAGCGGCGUAUCACACCUCUGUCUCUACAGACACAAGGGGUAUGUCACUGAAGACCCUUGUCAGCAUGCAUAGCCACAAAAUUAAGGAAAUAGUUAAACUAUACAUUGUGUUUCAGUAUUAACAAGGAAGAUAUGGGGUGUUUCUUUGUUGCUAAUGUGAUAUUUGUUUGCUGCUAACACAUUAACAUUGUGUGCAUCUGUUGCUUUCUGUUUGCAAAAAUUUCAAAGUAACUACAUUACUUUUUUGGUUGAUAAAGCAAGAAUGAAGUACAGUGGUACCUCGCAAGACGAAUGCCUCUCAAGACGAAAAACUCGCAAGACGAAAGAGUUUUUCAUUUUUUGAGUUGCUUCGUGAGACGAAUUUCCCUAAGGGCUUGCUUCGCAAGACGGAAACGUCUUGCAAGUUUGUUUCCUUUUUCUUAAAACCGUUACAGUAAUACAGGGUGCAUUGCUUGAAGAAGUGCAGUUGCGACUUGACUUCGGGGAGCAACUCAUAGCACGCAGUGUGGUAGCCUUUUUUGAGGUUUUUGAAGAUUUUUUUGAAAAAAUUGAAACCGUGCUUCGCAAGACGAAAAAACUCGCAAGACGAAAAACUCGCAGAACAAAUUAAUUUCGUCUUGCGAGGCACCACUGUAGUUAUUAAUAAUAUAAUUUGAGAGUUUUAGAUAAAGAGUGUGGAAUGUCAGUUUACAGUGCAGCUCCAAGUAUAUUCACUCCAAGUCCCUAAGUCGUUUCAUUGCCUCACCAUUUACAGUAAUUUGGAGGCGGAAGUACUUCAACAGGAGGAAAAGGGGUAAGGGAAAAACAAUUCACAACCCUCCCUCCAAAAAAGGUACUACAGAAAAAGUUAUUCUUGAAUGCACUCCAAUUUAGUGGUGUUAUGCCUAAUGCAUUUUGAGUGAACCUCUGUCAGGCAACUAAAAAGCAGAUUCAGAAAAUUCAACUUGGCCAUUAUCAUAAAAUGUAUAAUGCUAAAAUGACAUUCAAAUGUAUUUAUAUAGUAUUGAGAAUGCUAAUAGGAUUUAAAUUCCAGUAUCAGUAAGCUCCAGUCUUCUAUUUAUAGUUUUCAAUGUGUGUGUCCUUUAAAAAAAGAAAACCAAAUGCCAUAGAUGUGCCAAUGUAUGGCAUGCUUUCAGGAAUGAAAUGCACUUUUUUGUUCAGCACUUUUGAAGUUUACCUCUUAGGUUGCUUUGUGAACCAUUUCCAUACAAACAACACAAAUUAAUUACGGAAAUCCAGAAUGAGCCAGUAGGCCAGGUAUUUACUUCAGAACAUUUAUUUGUGGUUUUUAUCUCUAUUGAGGCAGAUUCUGAAAUCAGUGUCUCCAGAGUAACUCACUGACAUGACUAGACUCCAUCAUAAAAUGCUUUUGCCUUAAAAAUAAAACAACUUUUGGGCUUUUCAGUAUUUAAUGACCCAACCAUAUGUGUGGUUUUUAAUCUCUGUUUAGCACAAAUAAUACCCAGUACAUAGACAUGGGUCCACUGAAGAGCUGAACCUGUAGCAUUUCCCAUCCUGUGUACUUGGGGAGAGAUAAUUCAGAGAGUACUCCAUGCAUGAUAGUGUAUACCAGAUGUCUGUGCAGAAAGCAUUGUUGAUUAUGCCAGUGACACAGGAAUUCUCUGCCUGUUUUUAUGCCAGUUGUCUUAGCAUAAAAAGCACUGCGUGGAUGUAUUUGUUUCUUUUAGCAUUCUGCCUGUCGUGUUCGCUGUUUACUGUGGCUGUUAUCUCUUCUGCAGUUUAUUAAAUUUGUAUUCUGCCUUUUCAUCAAAUGUGCUCAGCAUAGCCAACAUCAGUAAAAUAUAAAGUAAAAUACAAAAUGGAUUAGCUAGCGAAUGUGCCACACUCAAGCUAUUUGAAAAUGAAGACUCAACUAUAUUUCUCUGAAUGUAUAUUGACAUCAAUUAAAACUGUUCUGCAGAUCAGUAAUGUCAAAGAAUGGGAUCCUCCUAAAUAGAGCCUUCUCUUGUUCCAAAGGGUAUUUAGCUGUUGAUAAGGCUGUAUUCUUUUUUGUGUAUUAAGAAAUGAGGCUUUAAAUGAUGCUGCCUGAUAAGCAUAUCGAAUAUUAUAAGCUCAGGUGCCAGUUCAAGGUGUAUCUGCCAUAUACCCUAUGCAGUGGCAGAUUUGUGCUUUUUGAAUAGAGCUUGACUUUUCUCCAAAUUCAGCCUCAAAGAGGGAUGUGCUUCCUUUGGUGUUACCUUCAGUUAAGUUUUCAUACCACUGUUCCCUAGCACAGCAUAGGGAGCCAAUUUCAUAUUUCUUAAUGUGUUGCAUGUCUUUGUCCAAGGACAUCUUGUCAAUAAUAACUAGUUAAUAGAAUAAGAAAUACGCCACAGUUUUAAGUUUCCAAUAGUUGGUACUGUAUAAGCAAAAUACUUGUCAAGCUGAGCAAUAAAUUGAUAAUCCACUUCAAAUUAGUGAGAAUAACAGUAGUGUUAUUAUAGUUGCAGUGCCCUUGCCAAUUUAUAUAAUACCUGUGUACUAGAGAGUUUAAAUUUUAUCAGUGAAAUUAGUCAUUUCUUGAAAGGUUGUAUUAGUUCCUUCAGAUUCAGGACUAUGCUACAGGUUUAAGUAUGCAUCACUGUCUUGCUUUUUUCCUUCUUUUCCCCAUCAAUUUUUUGUACGCAUUCUGAACAUGUUAGAGCUAGCAGCCUAUUUAAGAAUAGUGCUAUGUUUUGACAUAAUAGUAGUACUAAUAAAUUGUUUCCUUAAGUUCUUCACUGUUGCAGGGGCAGAGUAGUAGGACACAAAUGAAACAUUUAGGCUGGGGAAAUAUUAGCCGCUAUCCAAGAGACUUGCACUAGUGGAAUGGAACUUUCCCAUUCUCACCCCUGCAGCCCCCCAUGUGUCCUCAGAAUCAGCUCUGGAGGGCAGAGGGACCCUAUAGAGAAGAUUUUGUGAGCAUGCGAGCGAAGGAAACAGAGGUGCCAUGGCACCAGCAGAACUUCACUAGCACUGCUUUAAAUACAAGCCAUUAUCAGUAACUAUUGUGAAUAUUACUCAGUGGAAGGUGCUGGAUUUUAACAGCCAAAAAAGAAAAUCAUGGUGCCUUGUGGGAUCAACUGUUACUGACUUUUGGACUGUAUGAAACUCUUCAUGUACAUAGAUUUGGGUGGGUGGGAGUUUUCUACAAAAGUAGCUUUAUAGGCAGCAAUUGAUACUGAAAAGUGGAGGGCACUUCUCCUCUUUUCAACAUUCCUGUGCGCCAAAUUGCACUUCAGCAUAAAUUUAUAUUAUAAAAUGAGUGUUUGCCUUCACAGCCAUGUGCUUUGACAAUCAACAAUUCCUCCAAGUAAGCUCACAAAAUCAUUUAGCCCACAUUUGGGUUAUAAUUUGGGUUUAUUGCACACAUUUUAUAGUUCAGCUUUAAAUGUGCUAUCUUGCCUAACCUUCCUUUCAUAAUUAAUGUCCUAGGGAAAAUGGAAUGUUAAUGAAGAAAAAAAUGGAUUGCACAAAAGCCUGAAAAUAAAAGUUUGAAAUAUAAGCUAGUUUUAAUGGCCACGAUACAUAAUAGGUUUGCACAUGAGGGUACAUGUAGGUUUCAACUUAAUAAUGGACGUUUCAGGAAGGAGCAAGAUUGUGAGAACAGAGUUGCACAAUUUUCUCGAUGGAUGGGUUAGAUCCAGAGAUGUCUUGCGUGAGCCAGAAAGCCCUUCCAGUUAUCCAAGGCAGCUCUGCUAAAAUCCUCGAAUUUCUUAUCCUACUCUAGCCACCCCACCUGCUUCAUCACACACAUUUUGAGAGGGUCUGUUGCCCUACAGAAAUGGAUUUAGGAAGAUGCCAUGAUCUGCAGUAUGGGGGGGGGGGCGUGGGAAGCCAGGGAAACCCCUUGAUCAUCUUCAAAUCCUAUCCGUAAUGGGUUAAAAAAAGAGUAUUAUGAAAAUAGAUGGAGCUGUACCUUGUAGGCAAACACAUUUGAAUGUACUUUUUCUUGUGUUUGUGUGCUUUUUUUCCUUUCCUGUCCUUUUUCUUUUCUUGCCUGAUGCUUUCCUUUAUUUUGUAGGUCACUGCUGUUUUGUCUUCUGCUGUUUAAUUUGUUACUUUCCAUUUUCUAACUUGUCUAGAGCCUAGAAGAGGAGAUAGCAUCAAUUUUAUUUAGUAAGGAGGGUUUUUCCACUAGCAUGAAAUCUGCCUUCACUUCAGCUACCUUGUGGACAGCAGAGGGCACUGUUGUGAAAGAUAAUGUACCUUCUGAAAAGCUUUCUGCCUCGCCCUUCUCUCAGCUGCCUGAGGUGCUUUUCCACAUUUACUUUUUCCACCAUAAAACUAUAUAUGAAGACAGUGGGGUUUCAUGUCAGAUGAAAUUGUGUCCCAGUGAUUAAAAGAUUGUAAGAUGAAAUUAGGAUAGAGAAAAAUGCAGAGCCUAAAAUAAAGCUAUUUGAAAUGGCUGGUGUGUAUGCAAAACGCCUGCAUGAAUUGGUUUUACCAGUGACUUGCAUGUAGAAGUGCCAACUCCAUGCAGGAAGUGGGAACGGACAGUUACAUAUUGCACCAUUGCACUUUUUUAAAAGUUAGAAGUAAAAUUAUUUUGAAUGAAAAAAUGAAAGGCAAGCGCAAGCUAAAAAAUUAAAAGUUAGAAGUAAAAUUAUUUUGAAUGAAAAAAUGAAAGGCAAGCGCAAGCUAAAAGCUUAUCUUGCCCAUUCUAAAUGUUUUGUAGACAUAGAUCUUCAAAAGAAAUAGUACUAUAUAUUGUUUUUCUGUUCCAUUUAUAAUUGAAAUUAUCUGGCAGCCGUAGAUAAAUCUAGUCUUAAACUUUAAUUUGAAACCAAAAUUAAAUCACAGCUGCUGUCAUAGGAUUAAUUAUUAUAGUAAUGGUACUGUUACAUUUUUCCUUACACUUUUUUGUACUGUCCCUUGUGUGUAUGUGUAUGUGUAUGUGUGUCAUCUCUUAGCUUUUAAGAUCUACAUACGUCAGUUUGUCCUGACUCUAGGUCAUAACAAGUGGCACAGUACUAUUUCCUUGAGGAUCAUAUGACAGUAUGGGCUUUUAAAAUGCUGUUCCUUACAUGCUUAUAUGCCAAACACACUUCUCCAUUUGAGAUAUUACAUAUGUACAGGCAAAUUUCAUAUAUCCUCAAAGGUGCCCAGCUAAUCAAGGGUCUAAAACAAGGAAAUGUAUGUGAGUUCAGAUACUUAAUAUCUGUGAAAUAGGAACAUCUGGCAGAACUUGUAGCAGCCCUUUCAAGGGUGUCAGUAUUCGCUGAAAUACAUUAGGUUUGUCAGAAAAAUCUGCAUGUACAUGAACAUAGCUGGCCAGUUAAUGUUAGCCUUGUUUGGCACUUCAUAACAUUGUUUUACAAAUAUAAUGAUGAUGAUGAUGAUGAUGAUGAUAGUUAUUAAAGUAGAAUAUUUAUUUCAGAGUUUAACCUGUCCCAAGCCAAGAGAGUGCAAGUUUCAAAUAGAGAUGUAUCCUGUUCAGAUAAAUCAAGUGAAAUAAAACCCCCUAAAGAAUCCAGAUUUACCAAAUGCUAACUUUGGAGCUUUCAUAAGUAGAAAGUUUUACAGCACUCUGGACUAAAAAAAUAUUGCAUAUUUUCAGUGUGCUUAUUGCUGUGCACUUGAUCUGUGCUAAUUUAACAAAUUGUGCUGUACAUGUGUGAGCGUGCAAUCAGUCCCUCUGUGCUGUUUGUGAAAUGAUAAAAUCAGAUGUUUGUGUCAAGAGAUGUUGAAACUUGUAUUUAUGUUUGUCUUCUGGUUGCUUCUUGUUUCACAGAAAUUUACUCCCCAAACAGAAGAGCCUUCCAUUGGAGCCAGCAGAACGAUUAAGGUUCUACUAUUUUGCCAUAGUCCAUUAAGCUUUGACAUUUCAGAAUCUUCAUUCUUCCUUCCUUUUUUCAUUUAACCAUUACAGUCAUCUUUGUUCUUCAUGUGACCUGAACCACCCAUCACAUAGUUUUAUGUUCACUAUUUUAUUUAUUCAUGUUUUCUACUUUUUGUUUUUCCUCAUCCAUUUGUUUUGUGCAGAGUUCGCAUGAGACUCUGAACGUAGUGGAGAAGAAGCAGGCAGAGGUUGGGAUAGAAGAGACAGUAGUCACUGCCGAUACCAACAGAGGCAAAACACAACUUGUCUCUGGUGGUGGGCAAACUCAGAAGAUGGAGCACCUAUCAAAGAAGGAUUCUUCAUCACUGUCAUCAAGUAGCAGCAGUAGUGAGAGUGAAGAUGAAGUAGGAGAAUAUCAGCCACACCAACGGAUGACUCAGGGUGCCAUAAAAGAAGAAAUAGAAGAAAAUGAAGUUAUAGAGGAGGGAGAACACAAUGCACAGGCAACAGUGUGUGCAGAAAUUUCACAAGAAGCCAGUCCAGUUCAAGUAACAGUUACGCACAUACCAGUGACAGAAACAUUGGUCCAGGCAAAUGAAGUAUCCACCAAGACACCCGGAGAGGGACACCCGGCAAAACUGGAUAAGCAAGCCCUGAAAGAAGAGAGGGUGGAAGAGCAGCUCAAAGUAAAUGGAGAGGCAUCGCAUAGUGACAUUGAUGUUUCACAGCAAAUAAUUUGUUGCUCCGAGGUAAAUGGUAGAAGAGUAAGGGAUCCUUUAUCAGGCACAUCGUCCUAGGGUUCAAUAUCUCUGCCUUUCUUCUUCUCUGUCCUCUUCAGGUUUUCAUAAAGAUUCAGAUCUGGAAAGUGGAAAAUGGAUGUGUAGUCAAAUUCUGCCUUUGGUUAAGGCUUCUGAAUUUUUUACUAGUUUGGUUACCCAGAAGAGCGAACUUGCCUGGGAUUAUGCCAUCUUUUUACUUUCUCAUGUUCUGUUUGUUUUGCAUGUGUUAAUUUGUUUGAGUCUUGUCCUGUCUAGUUUGAUUUUUAUUAUCCUUCAAUAAGUUUUAAUUGGAAUUGUCAUGUUACCUUUCUUGGGCAUGAGAUGAAAACGCAUUUUAUGCAUUUGAUGUAAUAGUCUUAAAACCCAAGUAUUUUUUUAAUUGAAAAACCCUACCUAUUUUAUGAAACCUCCUAUCUAAAUACUAAAACACAAAUAGCCAGAAUUUGUAGGAACGCACAGUUGGUGCAUUCUAUAAAUCACCAUGAGACACACAUACCAUAUUUACUACUCUUAACCAAAGUCCUUUGCAGAUAGUUAUUAUUUUAUGCUAGCCACUUGUAGUCCUCGAGAGGCAUGAACUUACUCAGUAGAUGCUAAAUCAAAUUUAUUUUCUCUAAGAACAUGCAGCAUAAUGAAGAGCCUGAGAGAUGGUAAAUGAAGCACAGGUUAAAGGUUCCAAUCCGUGUGUGUGUGGUCCUGGCAAACAGCAAUUUGGGAGCACAGCAACUGUGUUAAUCAGCUGAUAUUUCUGGAAGGAAAGACUAAACCCAUUCCGCCUCCAUCCAUCCAUCCCCCCCAAAGCUGAUCUGUGCUGCUGCUGCUGCUGUCGUCGUUGUGUGUGUGUUUCAAAAAGACCAGAAUGGUGCACAUAGCAGCUGGACUGGAGGAGGAUUCCCAGAGCCACUUGCAUGUGCAAUUCCUCAUCCAGCUAGAGAAAUGUGUGUGGAGCACCAUAGUUAUACUGGAGUGGCUGAGGGCAUUUCCACCCCCAAGGUUAUUAAAUAUGGAAACAGAAGAUUCGUAAUGAUGGUCAGGGCCAUCUAGGUCAAUCUUGUCCCCAUUGGCAGGAUUUGUCAAGUUUUAAACUGUCUCAAAAUGCAUUUAUGCAUUUUAUUAAACAUUGCCAUAUAAGGAGUUGUAGCAAGUUUGUGACACUCAGGAAGUAGUGUAUGGAGUUGGUUUUGGGGUGACAUCUAUUGGCUCUAUAAGGGUAGGUCAUACCAACGAGAUCAUUGAAGAUAUAUUGACAAGCUUAAUAAAUAAUUAUUUAAACUGUUCGUAAGGGCUGUUUCAGAAGAAUUUUAUGAUGUACUUGCUCAAACUAUAAAGUUUGAAGUAGUUACAUAUCUUGUUAACAUGGUGUACAAGACAGAAACACAUAAAUGCUGUGGCCAUUUGUGGCUCACCUACAGUGAGUAUAUAUUAUGUGCCUGAAGUUUAAAAAAGCCAGCUUUUAAAUCAGAUGUAAGCUAUGGGUUCAAACAAUGGAAAGCUGUGAUUGGCCAUGGGCUCACCACUGUAUAGAUCGCUCGUAUACCCUGAUAUUUUAAAAGCUUUAAAUCUUACCAAUCUGAUUGUAUGUUAAUUUAUUAACCAUUUUUAUAUAUGCUACUGAUUUAAAUUUAUAUUCCUAUCUAGCAUAGGAAAUAUACUAUGGUGAUUUUCAAGUGCUUUCUUAUAUUUAGUAGACAGAACACUUAACAUUUCUUGUGUGUUCAUGAUUUUCAGACUUGGGUUUAGAAGUUCUUCUAAGGAAUGUUUAAAAAGUGAAUCUGGGAUCUUGUUGCCUGAAGCCAGUUCAUAGACUGCUGUAUACCACGUACUUCAAAAUUCAUACUCUUCUGUGUCUUUCUAAACACUAGCCUCCAGUGGUUAAAACUGAGAUGGUGACCAUUUCAGAUGCUUCACAGAGAACUGAAAUAUCCACCAAGGAAGUACCAAUUGUGCAGACAGAAACUAAAACGAUCACAUAUGAAUCUCCCCAGGUACAGGUGUUGUAUAAUUUAGAAUGCCUUUUUGGGAUACAAUAUUGUAAGCUUGUUGGGAGAGGAAAAGUUGCCGUAUCUCCUUGUGGAAAUAAUAUCUAUAUACAUACACUGCUUAUACUAGGACAAUGAACUAAUGGACUUCUUUAUCUGAGAACAUCAUUCAGAUGCCAUCUUGACCUCACCUGCCUGAGAAGGGGUUAAUAAUGACUGAAUCAUGUUAAAUGACAUUUAGUACAUUGUGUGUUCCAGAAUUGUCUACUGCACUUGACGUCUUCAUUUCUAAAACAGGCAACUUUUGUUUAAAAGAAGGCUGCUAGUUUGGCUUCCCUGUUUUGUCAAAAUUGACUAUUGCUCUUUCUUCUUGAUGGUGCAGUUUGAUGGCAGUGGUGAUGCUGGUGUGCUGUUGAGUGCACAGACGAUCACUUCAGAAUCUCUUUCUACAACCACAACCACACACAUCACAAAGGUAAAAAGAAAAACAGUGAGGUUUGCUGUUCUCAUCUGUUUUAACAAAACAGGACAGAAGUAGACUGCUCUUAAUCAAAAUCGGCUGUGAAAUGUUAUAUUAUUCCAGGUUUCUGGGCACAUUAUAUAUGUACUAAUGAAACAUUCAGAAUUCAAGAUUUUGUGACUCUCUUAUUUUCUGGAACCUUGAACUUUCAUUAUAUUUAACCUAGGAUGAUUUAUUUUAAGUAUGUUUAGAGCAGUUAUGACUAUCCUAAAUGAAGGCAUGGACACUGUUACCAUUUAGUACCAUCUGUUCAACCCUCUCCCCCCUUGUCUUUCGAUGCUACUCUAGGUUGCAGUGCAUAAUGGAUUUAUGCUGCUGAUUAUUUUGUGCUGGUGGGGCUUUCAUAUAUUCUUUUAGUAUUGUUGAUCGUAUUUGUAUUUUACUGAGUUUAAAUUGUGACCCACAUUUGACUGAGUGGUACUGGAAUUUCCAGAUAGUGAAGAAGAACGUUGAGUUUUGUGCUGCAGGUGUGGUUUUUCCUGUUACACAUAUGAAUAAUGAAAGUAUAGAAAUAAGUCUUAAGGCCUUAAUGUGCUGUGUUUUUUUAUCUUAAGAAUUGUUACUAAACUGUAAACAUUAGAAGAACUAGAAAAAGGUUUUCUGCCUUUCCUGUGUUCAGUUACAAGCUGCUACUUACAUUGGAAGAUUAAGUAAAACAUUUCUUGUUCUUGAAAUCUUUAGACAGUAAAAGGUGGUGUGUCAGAAACCAGAAUUGAAAAGCGGAUUGUUAUCACUGGCGAUGCGGACCUUGACCACGACCAGGUGAGAGACAGAACACAUCAUAUUCUGCUUUCCAAUAUUUUGCCCCUCAUAAGGCAGUUGAGGUUUUUCCCCUGUCAAAAAUGUUCUAUUAUAAGAACACGAACAAUAUUUUUAAAACUCAGCCACCUCAUGAUGCAAAUCGCUAACCAUCACUGAAUUACUGUAAUUAUAAUCUGCCGUUUUUACUAUGUGGUGCUGCACUGAUUCUUAAUUGAUGGUAGGUUCACAAUUUAACAGAACAGGGAUUUAAUUUUCAUUUCUUAAUUGUAAUGUACCAAGGACUCUGAGUAAAUUUAAUUUCAGAUUUUGAUGUGCCUGUAGCAAGUGGCUUGUGACAAGUGCAAUCUCUCCUUGAAGCCUGAAAUUAAAUGACAGAGCUGUUUAGCAUUAGGCAUGAGGGAUGUCUGUCCCAGCACAUGCUAAAAUAAAAAACAAAAAACAUACAGCUGGGGAAUCUGGAAAGGUCAGACAACAGAAUUGCUUUAAUAAAAUUCAUAUCUUAGUAUAUUCCACUUAGGAUAAAUAUUAUAAAGCCUUAAAGUAAACUUUUUAGAGAUAGAUUGUAUGCAUCUGUUUGUAACACAAGAUCUUGUUCAGCUUUGUAAAUGUCUGAGUUUUAAAUUUAUGUAAAACAUGUGCUCGUAUUCAGAUGUAAAUUCCAGCAUUAUUUCAGUAAAAUUAGGAUCUGUAGUAACCCUUUAAAAUGGAAAAUACACUUGAUAAGAAUAAAAUAUUUUUAUUUUUCAUAUUUGAACCCCUGAAUUAUUCAAUUUGAACAACCCUGAUAUGUCAUUCUUCAUUAUAUAAUCUAAAUGAUGUUCAAUACAGCUUAGAAAUAAAGUAUUUGUCAAAGCUGAAACCGUAUCUAGGAACCUUGAAAGCAUUAUUUCUUAAAACCAGUUUUUUUCUUGCCUAUCCGAUCUUGUUUUCAAUUUUAUUUCUCUGUAUUCUGAAGAAUAACUCUUCCAUGCUCAAGUACUAAAUAAAGUAUAGGGAAAGCAAAAUGGUGCAUGUAUAUACUUAGCCAUUUAUUGUUAAGCCCUAAAGGUUAUAUAUUUAAAAACUGAUCGCUAUUUAUUUUGGUUUAUGUCUCGAGUUUCCAGUGUGCAUCUGUCAAGGCAAAAUUGCCACUCAUUUUGUUUACCUCUGAACUGUGUUUUGAAAAGAUCUUUAGGGAAAAGUUGCUAAUUGCCCAGUGCUUACACUUUCCACAUCCCACAUCAACAAGGUGUGGAAGGAAGCUGACAGGUGCCUCCUGGCAGAACUAUCCAUUACCUUGCGAAACAUAUAUUCCCAAUCCUACAAUUGCUGUAGCAACUGUGGUAGUGGUGGGGGUGAGAAUCAGUUGUCAAGGAGACUUGAUGGGGAAUCUGGUGCCCACUGAUUGUUUUCUCCAUCCUUGGUCAUUUUCGCUUGGUUUGGGUUUCUUUUCUGAGUCCAGCUGGUUUUCUGUGGGAAGGAGGGGAUUUUAAAAGCCAGUUAGGGCAUUUGAAAGCAGAAUUGAUGAAUGAGGGAAACAUUAAGCACCAUCCUCUUUGCCCACUGAUUCCCCUCAGCAAAUUUCACCCUCUCCACCCUACAUUAGUGUUGCUGUGGUCUUAUGUACUCAGUCACCAGUGAAUACAUAAGCUACUGUUCUUGGCAAUUAGGUUUGAUACUGGUCAGUGUCUUGCAGCUGGUUUUCUUACCUGAAUUGGUAUCUUCCAACAUUGUGUGCAAGAUAUAUGCCAAAUAUCAAAGGACCUGUGCCCACAAAUGAGCCUCCUGUCACUGCAUCAACACAAGGCUAAAAUAAAAGCAUGUGUAAAGUGUUGCACACACACACACACACACACACACACACAAAAACCUAAUUCCACGCUUACUCUGAUUGCGACUGCACCAGUGGCAGCCCACCAGGAAAGAGGUCUUGGCGUUGUGGUGGACAACUUGAUGAAAAUGUCAACCUAGUGUGUGGCAGCUGUGAAGAAAAGUCAGAUUCCAUGUUGAGGGGAAUUAGGAAAGGGUUUGAAAAUAAAACAUGAUAGAGGGGGAUAAAAUUAUGUAUAGGGCAGAAAAGAUGAAUAGAGAUAAGUUCCUGUCCCUUUCUCAUAAUACUAGAACUUGGGGUUAUUUAAUGAAGCUGAAUGUUGGAAGAUUUGGGAUAAACAGAAGGAAGUGAUACACACGACACAUUGUUAAAUUGUCACAGUUAGUACCACAGGAUGUAGUAAUGGCCACCAACUUCGAUGGCUUUGAAAGAGGGUUAGAGAAGACUUGUCAGUGGCUACUAGCCAUGAUGAUUAUGAACCUUCUCCAGGGUUGUAUUCAGCUAAGUUUUACUCAUAACAGAUCCAUUGAAAUUAAUGAACCUAACGAAGUUAAGACAUAGCUAAGUGAGAUGGGUGUUGAAUACCUCCUCUAGUAUUGGAAGCAGUGUGCCAGUUGUUGUGGUGGAGAACGUUGUUGCGCUAAUGUCCUGCUUAUGGGCUUCCCAUAGACAUCUGAUUAGCUACUGUGAGAACAGGAUACUGAAAUAGAUGGUCAUUUGGUCUGAUCUAGACGGACUCCUAAUGCUUGUAUGUCGUUGCAGCAAUAAAACAUUCCUGUCUAGAUAUUAUAUUGAUCCAAAUAGCUCACUAUGUGGAUCAAUAUAAAGAUGUGGUGUGCUUUAAAAAGUUUUUCUGUUUCUUACCUUUUCUGGAGUUUUUAUUAUUAGUGCUUUCUUAAUGUUUUGCUGAAAAACUGCUUUGUGAGGUUUGCCAGAAAAGGAGGAUCUAAAUGCUUUAGAUAAAUAUGUAAGAUACCAAAACAUAGUUUACAGCUCAUAACUUAAAAUACCCAGUAGCCUCUCUAGGCUUUUUAUUUGGCUGUCUCAGUAAUGGAGGAGCAGCAUUCUUCCUCUGUUCAGUUGUCACUUCUGAACAAAUCCAGUCCAGGAAGUGUAGUCAUUACUGGCCAAACUACCUCAUAAUUUUUAUUUAAUGGGUCCUUUUUAAUACUUACGUAGGCAUUGGCACAAGCCAUUAAAGAAGCCAAAGAACAGCAUCCUGACAUGUCUGUAACAAGAGUUGUGGUGCAUAAGGAAACAGAUCUUCCGGAAGGAGGAGAAUAAGGUAAGAGCCUGAGACAAGACCCGAUACAAAACUAUUAUCCUCCCAGGUUAAUAAUAAUAAUAAAUUUUAUUUAUAUCCCGCCCUCCCCGGCCAAGACUGGGCUCAGGGCGGCUAACAUCAAAUAUAUAAUACAUUAAAACAUAAGAUCAAACAAUCGGUUGAAAUACAGCUUAAAAUCAGAUUACAAUCUGAAUAAAAUCAGAUGGCAACCCACAAAUUAAAACUAUAACUAUGGGGUUGGGAACAUUAAGUGUUCACCAGGCCCAGCUAUUUGUGCUGAUCAUAUGAGCCAGUGAGAAGGGUUAGAGGGGCCCUUUACAUGCAAGGUCUUGUAAAAAAGGUCCCAGACUGGAUCUGGGCCAAAGACCUGGUGGAACAGCUCCAUCUUUCAGGCCCUGCAGAAAAAUGUCAAAUCCCGCAGGGCCCUGGUCCCUUGUGGCAGAGCGUUCCACCAGACUGGGGCAGGGCCGAAAAGGCCCUUGCCCUGGUCGAGGCCAGCCUAACCUCCUUGAGGCCUGGGACUGCCAAGGUGUUAUUUGUGGACCGUAAGGUCCUCCACAGGACAUACCAGGAGAGGCCGUCCUGUAGGUAUGAGGGUCCUAGGCCGUAUAGGGCUUUAAAGGUUAAAACUGGCACCUUAAACCUGGCCCUAUAGUCCACUGGGAGCCAGUACAGCUGGUGUAGCACUGGAUGAAUGUGAUCCCAUGGCGAGGACCCAGUAAGGAGCCUUGCCGUGGCAUUCUGCACCCCCUGGAGUUUCUGGGCCAGCCUGCAUAAAGUGAAUUACAAUAAUUGAGCCUGGAGGUAAUCAUCACAUGGCUCACAGUGGCAAGAUCAGGGCAGGAAAGGUAAGGGACCAACUGCUUGGCACGGCGGAGAUGGAAAAAUACCGCUUUUGCUGUAGCUGCGACCUGUGCCUCCAUGGAGAGGGAGGUGUCGAAGGUUACGCCCAGACUCUUGACUGAAGGUGCUGGUACUAAUUGUGCCCCUGCAAGGGAUGGGAGUUGGCGCUCCAACCCCAUGUCGUCCCAACCCAACCAGAGGACCUCUGUCUUCGAAGGAUUUAACUUCAACUGGCUCCCACGCAGCCAUCCAGCCACCGCAUCCAAACAUCUGGUCAGUGUGUCUGGGGCUGAGUCAGAAUGGCCAUCCAUCAGCAGAUAAAGUUGGGUAUCGUCAGCGUAUUGAUGACAGCCCAGCCCGAAGCUCUGAACAAGUUGGGCAAGCGGGCGCAGAGAGAUAUUAAAAAGCAUCGGGGAGAGGAUUGUACCCUGUGGCACUCCACAGACCCAAGGGGUCCGCGACGACAAUUCCUCCCCUAGCGCCACCCUCUGUCCCCGACCUGAAAGGAAAGAGCACAGCCAUUGUAAGACUGCCCUGGCUGCUGCUACCAAGCACCUGGAACCCCUAUUUGAAUGUUCUUUACCACAAAUAAAUGCAUCUUUUGUGAUUCUGUCUGGAAUCAGAUCUCGGGUAUAAUGUUUUGGACCUUCCAGUUUGGAGUUUUGUUCGGAAGAAGAGCACAAAGGGAAAGCAGAAAGGCAUGGCUGAGACUGUAGGCCUUUUGAAUGCUAAUGGUGAUGCAUUAGGAGCUAUUUGCAUUAUGAGAGAGAGAGAGUUCCUUAGCUACCUCCUUGAAAAAUGAAGGAAAACUGCUCUUCUGAAGAGGGAGGUCUGAUGCCACUUAAAAUAAGAAAAAUGUAGCAUGUGACUGACUUGAAAAAGGAACAUUACACGAAGAAAGCUGUAAUAUGGUUGAGAGUGUUUUUAAUAGUAUUCAAAAUCUGUGACUAAAUGUAAAGAAUGACAUUAAACUGCUUGCCUUCCUUUAGAAUUCUGAAGACUGAUUUGUGACCGAAGAACUUUGAUCAUUCAAGUCGGUGUCCCCACCGCUACUUCACUGACUUCACCAAGCCUGGUGACAAUGACCAGACAUUUCCAGAACAAACUGCCGACACCAAAACUUAUCUUCUCUGGUCCUUUACCAUAUAUGUCUUUUAUUUUUAUAACCACUUCUUAACAUUCUUGGCUUUUUAUGAGGUUUAGAGAUUUAUUAUUUUUUCCACGUUUCCCUGACAUUUUAUAUAACUGAUUUCUUGAUUGCAUGAAAGUGAACAAAAAUAUUUAGUAAGCACUUUUCACUUUAGCAAGUGCAGGAAGGAAAGAAUCUUUCACUAAAUCUUUUCAAAAUGUUUCCAAAUAAAGCCUCUUAAUGGGAUAACAGCUUUUUUCAGAUUAUUCAGGUAAAUAAAACAUCAAAUAAUAUAAGAAAUACAUUAUCUUGUAUUAAAAGAAAACACAAAGCUUUCCUAUGACCUGGUGGGGAAAAUAAAUUAAAAUUUGUAUGGAUGUUGUACAAACUCCUUAUAGUCUGUUCUGAGGAUCUCCCACUUUCUGAAGGGAACUGGUGCUGGUAUACUAUAGAAGAGAUAGUUAUAAAGAUGUUUCUACUGACUGAGCACUGUUUUAGUAACUUCUCUGCACUUCAGUGCCAUUGUUCAAUUUCUUCGUGGACACUUUCGUCUGCAACAUUCCAGACAGGAUAGGAAGGACUUUGCUCUCUUCCCUUCUGGCAAAGAUAAUCCAGGCAGCUUAAAACCUUAGUGCUUUUUCUCUUAACAUGUUAAAUGUCAAACACUUUGAUUAUAUGAAUACAUGUGCAGGAUGCUUGCAUUACAUAACUCAUUGUCUACCUGUUAUAACUGACACGUCUGUUGAGCAGUUGUCUUUAAGUAGUUCACCUGAUGAACUUGUACAGGUUUUCAGGACAUUGAGGGACUGGGGGGCAGCCAAGGACCCAUUGUAAGUAGUAUGGGAACCAACUGCUGAGUGAGGCUGCUAGUCACUGAGGAGGUCUAUAUGAAAACCUGCUAACUGUCUCUUUCCCACAUACUUCACUGUUUACCUUGUGUAUAGUUAAGAUGCCAUAUUAAAUUUAUAGCAGCUUGAAGUUGUAUUAAGUGAUAUUUUGCUUUCUGUAAUACUGUUAUAAAAUAAAGUUUGUUUAUUCUCUAAAUGUUUCAGCACAUUUGUAUUUUGAAACCUCAAAAAAUAAAUAAAUCAGUUUUGAGCCUCUUUCUC